CAUACUAAGAGCUCUCUCUGUUACCUGUAUUGCAAAAUCAAUAAGCCCAUUGAUGUUCAGAGCAGGUUCCAUGAGAUCAAAAAUAAGUUGGACGUGGUGAGCCAAAGGAAGGUGGUAAGAAGUUCCUGAUGCAAAGCUCGCAAUUUGUUCCAGAAUGUUACCAGAUAUCUGCAGACAAAAUCCAAUGGAUUCUUAGAAACAAUUAUUUCUCAAUCACCGGUUACUUUACAGGAAUUUACAUUGUUUCCAUGGUAAGUUUGUUUAUUUUAGAACAGGUAGAAUGCAGUUGUAGCUAAUUUAGAACAAAACUCUCUCUGUCCAUUAUAUAUCUGGGUUGAUGGAUGGUGUGGUAUAGGUGUAAUAACUCAGUGCUUGAUUAAUGUCUACUUACCUUCAACAUCUCUGGUUCCUGCUGAAACUAUAGGUCAGCCUUCCGAGAUUUAUAUCCAUUCAAUAAUAUUAUAAUUAGUAGCCAUUACAUGAUUCAAGAAACUGGUAAAAACUAAUUGUACAUUUCAGGUUAUACAAUUCAAAAUGAUAUAUUUGUUACUGUCUAUAUUUGUGUGUCUAUGAAUGUACCAGCAAUGGAAGGUUAUCUUUUCACUCAAUAUUUUGUGUAUGGAACAGCAUUUUGGUAAUUUUUUCCCCCAUUUUCUGUUUCUAUAUGGACACUCCUAAAGGAUAGUUUGUAGUCUAUGGUGUUUAAAGUAUUCUAUGUAGAUGCUUAGGGAAAAAUAUAGUGUUUUAAUUACUGGGAACAUAAGGUUGCCUUGACUUUUGAUAUGCCCGUACUGCUACAACAUGGGAUUUGUCAAACCUUUGGCCAUCUCAUAGAUAAACAUUACGAUUAAAACAUUUUUAAAAAGUAGUUGUUUAGGUGAAAAUUGCUACUUUUAAGAUUUUUAAUAUUGUACUCCCUUCCCCCAAACAGGAACUCAUAGCCAGGAGCCACCUCUCUGUCCAUGCAGUUGGAUACCAUUACUUUUAUAUAUGGUAUAGAUUUUUAUACGAUUUAUAGAAGGACACUGAUGCAGAAGAGAGAUACAGAAACAACCUGGCAGAUCUUGGGCUAAUGACCUCUUAAAAGAGCAUGCAACUGCAAAGAUGAUACUUGAAAAUAAUGAUUUAUCAACAAAACUAUAUUCAGGUGAUUUUUUUUUAAUUUUUUUUUUUUUAAAUGAAAGGGUAUUUUAGAUGUGAUAAAAAGGCAAUCAGGAAAACUCAGAAUUAGUGAUUAGUAAAUUCACUACUUGGCAAGCAUUUUCAAGCUUCCGCUGAGAGGUCCUUAGCUGAGUCUGCAUUGGCAUCAUUAGAGAUAGAAUUUACAAACCAAUAAAUCUUGCUGAUCAAGACUGGUCAAUAAAUUAAUCUAAGCUGAGUAACUAUGGGACAUGGUCAAUAUACUUAGAACUGAUUAACAACAAAGUAUGGUCUGGUUACAGUGGGUGUCCCCAUUUGCAAAAAUGGUCAAAUACAGGAGUUUGAAACUCAGUCACAUACCAUAUUCUGCCAAGAUUUGAAUAAUUUGUGAAUUAUAAUCAAUAUAAUGUAAUAGAUAGCCUAUUAUAAGCAAUAUAAGCAGGGUAUUAUUCUCAAAACACUGUAAUUCCGAAACCACUGUUGAUUGUCGUUCAUCAUUCCUGACAUUAGUCAGAAGCAAAGAAUUUAAGGUUUAUGCCUAAUGUUAGUUUAUCGGCCAUUCAACCCUACUGCUCCUUUGAUAAAGACUUUAAAUUUUAUAGUCAGACUAUUUGCCUACAGCAGGGGUAGGCUACCUGUGGAAGUAGUCCACAGCAUCUGGAGUGCCAAGGGUUGUCUACCCCUGGCCUACAGUAUGGCCCAAACUAUGGACCUGGAUUUUGAUAAAUGAUAGUGCCAAGUACCUGGGAGGUGACAUGAUGCUGAUCGAAAUAUGAAAGCUGUUGCAGCCUCAUGAACAUGUUUUCCAGUGAUGGGAAUGACUCCUGUUUUCCUUUUCUUGUCUUCUGACCAUCAUCACCAGCUGCAAAAUACAGUCAAUAAUAUAGUUUACCUCAAUCAAGAUCAGAAAAAGAGAAAAACAGAUGUGUGCCGCUGCUUGAUAAUAUUCCUGCCUGGUGAAUUCAUAUAUACAUGACAAACUACAGACAGACACAGACAUAUUCAGAUUUAUAAACAAUAGAUAUUUAUAGAGAGAGAGAGAAAGAGAAACAAUCUUGCUAUACCAUAUUAAUAUCCAAUACUUUUUUUGCCAAGAGUUCCUAAUAUAAAUUGUGACCUUAACAUCAACAGCUCAGUAAAUACAGUGUAUAUGAUAUACAUUACAAUACUGUAAUGGGAUAAUUAAAACAAUUCCUAAAAUUAAGUUACAUAAUACAAAUAGUUCAUCAAAAUCUUCAUAUACGUGUUUUCAGUUUUUGUUAUUUGUCAGUUACCCAAACUUCUUUACAUAAAUAUUAAUAUAGAUCACUUGCCUGCUGGUUGACUUAAGUUAUCAUUUAAGCUACACCACAAGAAAGCUUUUUAACAUUUUGAAGAGUUACCCAUAAUAUAGUAGCCGGCAUACAAAUAAAUAAAAAUAAAACCAUAUAGCCAUGGUUGGAAAAAUAACCAACACGAUAUAACGUCUAAACUACCUUUAUUGUAUGUAUUCGACCUCUCUAAUCAUCUUCAUAAUUCAUAAGGAAAUCAUAACACAUUCAUUAAUUGAAAAUUGUACAAACAUAAGAAACAGUUAUCGUUACAAAAAUGUAUCUACAUGAUUUAUUUUUUUCAUAAUGUCACGGAAUUUAGUUAAAAUAUUACACUGUACACAAAAUGUUGCUUAUGAUUUGUUUGUUAAUAUGUGCAGGGUUAUUGAGUCUACUGUGAAAUUAUGGGACGUAACCAGAGAAUUUAAAAUUUUGGGUUAGAACAGCCAAUCCAGGGAUAGAUGCGAGUUAGAAAAUACAUUCUAUCACAAGUAUUUUACCCUAAAAUUUGAAAUGCCCUAGUCAAUGUCUUCCAAUUUACAGAUUAAUGAAUUAGCCUGCUAAAUCCACAUGGUUUGUUUUAAGUUUGUCAUAUCCCCACAAUAGAUAUUUGCAACAAAAAAAUUAGUUAUAUAAAAAUGUAUAUAUACUUAGUGUGCUAUUUACCUUUACAGUGUGUUUGACAUAUAGUGUAUAUAAUUAUUGUAAAUAAUCUAAUGUAAUAUAAAACAUACCAAGAAACACUAUUUAAAAUAUACUUGGAGGAAUAGUUGUUUUGUUACAUUUUUUUUAUUCAGUAGUAGUUUGAAUAAUUUGUAUUUCAUUUUGUUGGCUACUAAACCGAAUAUAAAUUGCAAAUAAAUAUAUGGGUUAUUCACUAAACCCCCGGAUUUUGACUGGAUUGACAAAAUCCAGUGAAGAUUACCUGAUUCCGACAAUAAUGGCAAUUCUUAUAUUUAUUUAAGUCAAAUACGAUCAGAAUUCGGACUGCCCUAGCGAAUCUGCAGCAAUUGCUCAGAUGCAUUUCAUGUCUUAAAUAAAAUCGGAGUUUUCGCAUGCGAAUCCUAUACAAAGUAUAAGAUUCGUAAGAUACACAAAGCACUGAUAAAUAAAUGAACAAUAUAUUUAAAUAUUAUUUGACAACUGACAGGGCUAGCAGCCAGUGGGCAAACAGUUUAAAAAAACCAACAAACCUCAGCAUUGCUGGUAACUAGCCAGCCACCACAUUAAAAAGGUAAUAAAUAGGGGGUGAUUGAGUGGGGGACAUUUAAUGAAAUAAAUGGGGAAGACAUCCUUAUGCACCUCCUGCCGCUACCCAUGGUUAGACCGUUAAUUUUAUAUGGCUACUAUAACAUAAUAUUGAGGGAGGAGAACUUAAUUUCCUAUCCCAGCCAUCACCUAUUGGUGGCGGUUGAAAGCCCAAAUAUAUUCAGGAUGAGGAGUUAGGAUUCCCCCCAGCUCCCACCCAUAGGCAGUAGGUGGGGGCUCUAAUUAAUUAAACAAUGUUGUAUUUAACCCUCCCCAUCUCCAAUUCCCUAGAGUUUGCACUUGUUUGUUUCACUGUAAUUGAAGUGAUUCUCUUAAAGUGCCUCCAUACAUGCUACAUAUUGUUUUUUAAAUGACAGAAAUGGCUUUCUUUUAAGAUCCUAUAUAUAACUAACACAACAUUAAGUGUGAAAAAAGUAAAAAAAAAUGGUAGGAAAAAAAUUAUAAAACAUUUUUUACAUAUCCAUAGCGACUAAAGAAAAAAAAGAACUAAAAAUAGAUCCACAUAUUUUGUCUUGAUUGUUAAAUACCUCAUAGGUCUAUAAUCUAAAUAAGAUUUUGGUAGUUAACGCUAACCCUAUGCUUACCCCCUCAUACGAUACCAACCCUAUCCCUAAACCUAUGCUUGCUUACACUAACUAACCGUAUAUCUAACCUUAACACUAUCUCUAAUCCUAAAACAGCAUUAACCCUAACCCGGCAUUAACAAAUACUUUAUCCUAACACUAAGCCCACACUAACCCAAACCCUACAGUUUACCCUACCACUACAACUAACCCUAACCCUACUCCAUAUAAGACCUCUGUUAAUACCAGUACUGAUAUAAGCAGAUGGGCUUCCUGGUUAAAACAGUAUGUGACCGCCAUCUACUGGCUGUAAUGCUGAAACUCCAGCAUGAUUUCUCUUUAAAUUACAUUGUAAUCUGGGCUGAGCAGGUGACAAAGUCCAGCACCAAUCACAAUCGGCAUGGUGGCAUACAGGGAGAUCCUGCAGGAUCUGUUUACUUUCCAUCCAAUUCUGUUUCAAAGGAUUAAAAAGGCUGUAUGCAGUGCUUACUACAGUUCAUGUGUCAGUCUGUAGCCACUAAAUGUGGACCCAAUUGACAGAAGGGAGCCCCUUCAAUUGAUACCUGGGGUCCACUGGCGCACACACCCAUUUUUUGAGGAAGCACACAGAGGGUUGGAAGCUGUGCACAGCUCCUCACGGCGCAGGCCAGGAGGAGGUGGGGGCCGUGAGGAGUGGGUCAAUGGUUGCCAUAUGGUGCCCAGGAGGUGGCUGACUGGCUGGCUGGCCACCAGAGGGCACCCUGAAGAGGGAGUAAAAGAGGAGGCAUCCUUGGGGGCGGCAAGAGAGCUCUGAUGAUGUGUUUCCAGGUUCUCUCAGCUCCCUCGUACGUCCUGUGUAAUGAUGCUAGGGAGCCGGAAUAUGAUGUCACUCCGGCCCUGGCAUCACUACAAAAGCGCAUGAGGGAGCAGAGAGGAAAUGAAAGAAUAAUUUCCCACUGGAUCCCAGGGAGAAAAUCCUCACUGGAUUACAGGGAGAGGACCCAGACUAGCUUUCCUACAGGUAGGGAGGCUGGAUGUGCCUAAAAAAGAUAAAAUAAAUAAAACAAGAAAUAAAAUGAAUUUUUGAGUAUGCAAAAAUGUGUAAGUGUGUGUAUCUGCCAGUGAGUGUGUUUCUGUCAGUGAGUGUUGCUGUCACUGGGAGUGUGUGUCAGUGUGUGUCAGUGAGUGUGUCUGUCCAUGACAGACACACACGCUGCCAGACACGCACUCAAUGACAGACACACAAUCUCACUGACUUGAAACACUCACUGAUGUCAGUGAGUGUUUUAAAUCAGUGAGAUUGUGUGUCUCAGUCUGUGUAAGAGUAUGUUUUUCAAUGAGUGUGUGUGUCAAUGUGUGUGUCAUUGAGAGUGUGUCAGUGUGUCUGUCAGUGAGUGUGUCUGUAGUGAGACACAAACACUGACAGACACAUUGACACACAUAUACACACACACAAUCUCAUGGAUUUAAAACACUCAAUGACAGUCUGUCAGUGAGUUUAAAAAUUAGUGAGAUUGUGUGUCUGUCAUUGAGAGUAUGUCUGUAAAUGAGUGUGCCUAUGAGUGCUUCAAAUCAGUGAGAUUGUGUGCCUGUCAUUGAGAGUGUGUGUCAGUGUGUCUGUUAGUGAGUGUGUCUGUCAUUGUCAAUGUGUCUGUCACACUCACUGACAGACACAACGACACACAUAUACACACAUUGACACAUACACACACAGAUACACACAUAUACACACAUACACACACCGGCACACAGAUAUGCACACAUCAACAUACAAAUACAAACACAUUGACACAUACACACAGUCAGAUAGACAAACUGACACACAGGUACACACACCAACAGAUACACAUACUGGCACUUACAGACACAGCUACAAAAACACACUGGCACACAGAUACACACUGCCACAUACACACACUGACAAAUACACUAACAGCUACACACACUGACACACAGGUACACACACGACAUACAAACACCUUGACACACAUUUACACACAUACAUGCACUGACACACAGGUACAGAUACACAUUGUUAUAUUUGCCCUGAUAAUUUUGCUGCUGAAAUUAUAUUCCUGCAGACUGUUUCUUCCAGUUCUCUAAUACAGCUAGUGACCUGGAUCCCUGGAGGACAUAAGUAGGAUAGCAAUAGUUGAAAGGAUUAAUACGGGCACUGAGACAAGUAAACAAAUAUUUACUGACCUUGUCUAUAUGUUUGGCAUUCUAAAGUAUAGCUAAUUAACUUUUUAUUUGGUUCUAACAUCAUAUUUUAUUAUGUAAAGGGUGAGAUGGUGAUAGGAACUUGAUGUUAAACAAAAACAGCUUACAUUGAAAAAUGCCAAGGCACUAAAAGUAAUAUGGCAGUACAUUUAAAGUUUAUGACUAAAUUGCUGUUCCCUAUUUUUCUUUUACUUCUCUUUUCUCUAAUAUUAUUUUCGGACUCCAACAUUUAAUUUUGGCACAUUACACAAUUAAGCAACAUUAGCCUUUCAGAGUAAGGCCAGGAAAGCGUUCAGGUUCAUCAAGACUAUAAAAGUAACAAAACCGUCAUUUACUAUUCUGCUGUCACAUGAAAUAGAAUCUGAAAAGCAUUGUCUAUGAUAAUUAUCUGUACUUUGCAAGUUCCAUUUGUCUUUCAGAGGAGCUACAAUCAAUAUACAGGUAAUUUAUAAUACAUAUGGUAAUUUGCUAAAGUGAGAAUUUAAAGUGAAUUUUAAAGGGACACUAGAGUCACCAGAACAAUUACAGCCUAAUGUAGUUGUUCUUAUGGGCAUAGUCAGUCCCUGCAGACAUUUUAAUGUAAAUACUACCUUUUCGUAGAGUGCCUUUUUGGAGACCCUGAACUUUACCCAUAGAGAUUCAUUGACUCAAUGCAUCUCUAUGAAAAGAUGCUGAUUGGCUAGGGUGGUAUUUUGCCCCGCCGCACCUCCUUGGCUGAGAUCAUCAGAAUUGAUGAUCUCAGCCAAUCCAAUGCUUACCUAUGGGAAUGCUUGUGAUUGGCUGAGAUCAUCAAUUCUGAUGAUCUCAGCCAAGGAGGUUCAUCAGGCGUGGACCCGUGCGGUGCGAGAAAAAAGCUCUAAGUUUUCGUAUUAUAUAAAGAGAGUAAGGAGGGACCACGCACCCUACAUGUAUUUUUUUUAGCACUACAGGAAUAAAAGUUUGUGUUCCUGACCCUAUAGUGUUUCUUAGCAUAGCUGAGAAUAUUUCCAGUUUGGCUAAUUUAAAGUUUAAACUUGAUUUUCAAUUCUAUUUCUCAACAUUUUGUAGCUGAUAUUGCUUACUCUGCACCUUUGUUUGUGAUCAAAAAGCACGCUGUGUUUGUCUCAUGCAUAUAGUAUAAUUGUAAUAUCAGUGUAUUCUUGACCUGUUUGCAUUCCAGAAAAGUGUGUAUUUUUUAUAAUAAUAAUUUGUCCAUUUUAGGUUGUAAUGUUCCAUACGGAUUCCUAAAAUAACGAAAUCUGUCCCACACCCUAAGCCAUCACUUUCUACCAUGAACUUCUCCUUCCCAAUAUGACUUCUCAAUUUCCUUUACCAACUUUUUCUCUCAUACCACCACAUGUCUUGUAUCAGUGUGUAGCUAUUUGUCUAUGUCAAUGUAAGUGUCGACUUGUCAGUAACCCUGCCUCACUGUACAGAAGUGUGGGAUCUGCAAACUUAAAAUAAUUGGAAUUUCGAAAAUGUCAUUGAUAUUAUAUUGAUAUAUAAUAAGUAGUGAUGUCCCGAACGGUUCGCCGAACGAUUCGCCACGGACUCAUCAUUGAGUAAACUUUGACCCUGUAUCUCACAGUCAGCAGACACAUUCAGCCAAUCAGCAGCAGACCCUCCCUCCCAGACCCUCCCACCUCCUGGACAGCUCACUAAGAAUGCAGCUUCACAAUGAAUGUAAAAUGGAUGCUGUCCAGGAGGUGGGAGGGUCUGGGAGGGAGGGUCUGCUGCUGAUUGGCUAGAAUGUGUCUGCUGACUGUGAGGUACAGGGUCAAAGUUUACUCAAUGAUGAGUCCGCGUGAACCGUUCGUGGCGAACCGUUUGCGAACCGUUCAGGACAUCAGUAAUAAUAAGGUCUACAAAAUUAACAGCAAUCUAGAAGAUCAAACUUAAAAGUAGUGUAUGUACAGAUGAACUCCCAAUAAAAUCAAUCCUUGCAUCUAUUUUCUUUUAAAGAACAAGCAAAAUUAUUCGAUUUACAGCAACAGUGUACUUUGUAGCUUGUGAUGCAUUUGUCCUACUCAUGGACACUUGAUUGAACUUGGGUGGAACUGCUCAGUAAGCACAUAUCAGCCAAACCACAGUUCCUACCAGUUUAUUCAAAGCCAAGUACACAGUGUUGUGCAUGGGUUUGUUUGCAGAAAUAUCCUAACCCAUCAACCUGACAUAUGCGUCUCUGUGUCUAGGGCUGAGAGGGGAAAUAUAUGCACAGCAUCCGCAUGUGCAAUUUGUAUGGUAAAUGAGGAAGUGAAAUUGCUUCUUUAUUUCACAGUGAAAAGGGGUAGACUCAUAGUUAAAGUAAUAUAUGUAAUUUGCCGCUGUGUGCAGUGACAGUCGCAGGAUUGCACAAUGACUUAUGCCUGGAGCAAAGGUUAUUAUAGAGCUCAGAGUGACCCUUUAAGAAUAAAUAUGGCACUUCAUAUUAUAUCUGCGUAUGUAGGUCUAGGUAAAAAUGUAUGUCUCAUGAAAGGAAAAUAAAGUGAUCUUCAAGUGACAAUUUGUGACAUAAUUUGCCCAAAGUCAGAAGAAGAAAAUAUUCCACAAGCUGUAUUUUCUUUAAAAAUGUAUACCGCUAAGCAAAUCUAGUCAUAAUGACCCAUGUAAAUAAUUGCCUUAGAUGUAAUGCACAUGGCAAGUCUGGCUCAUGUAAAUUACAUCUGGUGGGUAUGUCCUUUUAAUCAACGCAUAAUUGAUUGAUCCAUGUGGAUCACUUACAGUAAAUGCAGAGCAGGGCUAGGAUUUUCAUUAAGUUUGCAUCUAUAACGGUGCGGUACAUUUUCUACUUCCAAACACAUUAAAUAGAGGUUUGAAAAUGAAACCAUUAAAAAGAAAAUUCCACUUGGGUGUUUUUACACUGCAUUACUAAUAAACUCACACAUACACACCACAAGUGGUGAAUGCCAUAUGCAACUUGUUAUAAUCAAUGCAAAUCGAAUUACUGUUCUUUUGUGAAAGAGCCAGGCCAAAAAAGGAAAAAAAAAAACAUCCAGCUAUUUUUGCCCAACAUUUUAAAUAAUUUAGUCAACUCCUUAUACCUGUGUUUAGUGAAUAACAAUGUUUGUUAUGCUAAAUACAUCUUCAUCAAUGUUCAUAUUAAUAUAAUUUAUUAUUAGAUUCUACGAACAUGAUUAUCCAUUAAUUUAAGAGCAUUAAAUAGAUUUACCAUCAGAUUCACUAGUGCUUGAUUUGUUCAAUAUCCCCAGGAGGUCUUUGGUAAUUUUUCGUAGCUGAUGCCUUGCUUCAUCUCUUACUCUGCCCACCCCAUACAGCAGAAUCAUUCUCUGGUUACAUUCAUGACUGGAAGACUCUUCCUGUGAAUGAAAUAAAAUUCAAGUUAGGUAUUUACAAAGACAUGAACUAAUCAAUGCGGCUCUGUCAUUUCUCAGCAUUUUAUAAAAUAUUGAUGCUGGAAUUUAAAAGCAAUCCAAAGACACCAUAAGAUAAAGUAGGAGCUAUUGUGUAUUACGGUAAAGCCUGAAGUUGACAAAAGUUGAGAAAAUACCAAGCUUUGCGGUCAACUUUUGCCCAAUUUCACCGUGAUGUCACAUCACGAGACAUCAUCUAUGAAGGUUCCUCCAUAGACCUCAGUGCUCUGCUCUUACAUGUGUGUGAGAGUACAGAACUGACAUAGCCCCUGGCAAAUGAAACACCAAGAGCCAAAGUAGACCUCCAGAAGAAGAUAGCAGCAGCUAUGAUGGACAUCUUCGUGCAAGUAAACUACCCUCCACUGCACCUGCAACCACUGGUCUCUAACCAGACAUGUCACUUUUUCUUUGGGGGUCAAAAAGGCAAAGUGACAGAUCUGCUUUAAGCAUUUUUACCAGUAUCUUUGUGCAUAAACUGGAGUCUCUGGACUAUGGAAUACAUUUCGAUGUCUAGCAAAGUGACAUCCAACAUUUUAGUAUGGAAGCCUAUAUAAUCCUGAAAAGCCUAGGCAGAGAAGCCAGAAAAUUCAUACUGAAUUGUAUAAAACAAGAGAAACUAUGGAUGUCUCCAUGUUGCUGGAGGACAGUGCAACAACUUUCGGUUUGUAUCCUGGCACAAUGAGAUUUUCUUAAAGACAACUCAUUGAUUGGAUCUUCUAGGUUUAUGGGGGUGCUCGGUCCAUCUGAACUGUUGUAGAGGAUACCAAGAAAUUGUAAGUAGUUAUAUCAUUGUAUAACCUAUACCGGUGACAAUCCAGUUACUGCAGGCCAGAAGAAACUACUUUAAAUGUCAUUAGCAAAAGGACUGUACAUAUGCAUUUAUAUUGCCAUUUAAUAUCACACUGUUAAUUCUGACAAAGUGUUCUAUGUACACUAAUGGAAACAAAUACAUGUAAUUACUUCCUGAAAUACUGGUUCAACCAACUAUGUUAUCAAUGGCUUGUUAUAAGUAAUAAUUAACCUACACACAGGCUUUAUAUAUCUGCUGCCAAAUCAUUUACGGUUAGAUUUGUAGUGAUUUAAAUAAUAACCACACAAUAUUAAAUAAGGCAUACUGUCAAAGAGAAGUCAAAUGAACACUCUGAUGUAUCUUUUUCUAUAUUAUAUGUUUUCUUUGUUGUUUAAGUUACUGAGCUCCCUUUUUAAAAUAGACAAUAUUAAAAAGAAACAAACUUGCCUCUGGGAGAGACAUAUCACUGCACCGUGAUCUGACCGAUUAAGUCACCAAUUCUUAUGACUUUUGUCCAAUUGAUUCUUUUUAAUAGUGAAGAAUUGAAGAUACAGGACUCGUGCAUACCAAAUGAUCCAUCAAUCCAGUGCUUCUCUAUGAAGCACUGAAUCCAACAAGUCUCACAAAAACGCACUGGACAUACAACCAUCAUCUGACUUCUGCACAUUUUAUGGAUUAUAUUUUUGUUGGAAACCCUUAGUGGCUAUUCAUCUGAGGGCCACAAGAGGUGUGGAGGUUGCAGAAUGUUGUCAUUAGAAAGCCUGUAGGGCACGAUCUAUGCCCAAAAAUCAUUUCAUCCUUGCUAACAAAAAAUAAUUUAUUUUUGCAUUAGGACAUGCAGUAAAACCUACCCUUGGCCUUUACACUAUCCUAAAACAAUAAACAUUAACUGAUAUACUACACUAACAUUAAAUAUUGACCUACAUUAUCUUAACAGUUACAAUGACACUUACUUUCCCCCUUUAUAAUACUGUAAAGCGUUGCGGAAUAAGGUGGCGCUAUAUAAAUACCAAUAAUAAUAAUAAAAUUACUGUAACGUAAAACCGGUCAUCCUCUCAUUUAUACUCUGCACCAUGCCCAAGCCUUAAUUAACCCGCUUUGUUAGAGGCCCAAUAUUUUAUUAUUUCAGCUUCAAUUACCCUGCAACAAUACAAAUAAAAGAGGUGGGCACAGGGGUACAGCAUGAAAAUACUACUGUACUCCAUGUGACAAAUUUGAUCAAGAUGGUCAUGUUUUGCCUACACGACUGAGUACAUUUGCAAUUUGAUGAUGCAGGCAGUAACUGUUGUCUUAAGGCCAGGUAAGGGAAACAAAUUCAUAGUUCAUCUUCGGCACCACUCUCAAUCCAGGCCUAACUUGAUCACACAUACACCAACAAAACAAACACAAAAUAAUUAUAUAUGUGUAAUUAACCACACAGAGACUUACAUCUAUUAUUUUAAAGGUUUACUGUAGUAAAAUCAAAUAUUAGCUCUAACAGAGCGAAAACUGGUUAACAGGUCCCCUGAUACUUUGAUGAUUGCUUAAUGAGCCAACAUUCAAUAACCAAAUGUUAACAUACAACAAAUGAAAUCAUAUAAAUGAUUAUUUGCCUAGACUAAAAGGCAUUAUGGGUCAUUUAAAACAGUGCCUCAAUCGAUUAACAGAUGAUUAUAUGAUUUCAGCCACCAGUUAGAACCAUCUAUUCUAAUCACUAUAAUAAACUUAAUGCUAUAGUUGAGGGGAUAUAAACAAUUUAAGCUUUAUGAUUUAUAGUUUUCAAGGAAGCAUUCACUUUUAGUUAAUUAUGUUUUUGUCAUAUUGAAAAUUUUUAUUUGUAACUGGACUUGCUUAAUUUACUUGAAAUUAUUAAGUAACAUUAUGGACCUUAUAUCUAGAAACACUGUAUAUGUUUGGAUAAUUAAGUAAAUAUAAUAAUUACAUAAUAUCAAACAUUUCCUAUAUAAAUAAACACUGGUGAGCAAAACUCUUAAAAAUUAAAUAUAUAUUCUAAUUUAGAUAAACGGGUUGAAAGGACAAUAUAUUCUUAAAGGAUCACUAUAGGGUCAGGAACACAAACAUGCAUUCCUGACCCUAUAGUGUUAACACCACCAUCUAGCCCUCUUGCCUCCAUAAAUAUAGUAAAAAUCUUACUGUAUUCAAACCAGAAGCUGUAAGUCUGCAUGCUGUUAGACUCAGAAAAACAAGCAGUCUGCUGACAUGUGGUAGCCUGAUCCAAUCACAGUGCUUCCCCAUAGGAUUGGCUGAGACUGACAAAGAGGCAGAUCAGGGGAAGGGCCAGCAUGAUUCAAACACAGCCCUGGCCAAUCAGCAUCUCCUCAUAGAGAUGAAUUGAAUCAAUAAAUGUCUAUGCGGAAAGUUCUGUGUCUGCAUCCAGAGGGAGGAGACACUGAAUCACAGGACUCUGUGCACAGUGCUGCCCUGUGCUCUGCUGACAGCAGAUCUGAGUGGAUGGAUGCAUAUUAUGCCUCCAUCAACUCCAAAGUCCCUCUGGUUCACUCUGAGUGACUGCAACUGGAGGUGUUCCUAGCUUUCAAUGUAAACACUGUAUUUUCUCAGACAAUACAGUGUUUAUAUGAGAAAGGCUGCAGGGAGCUAUAGUUCUCACCUGAACAACCUCAUUAAGCUGAAGUUGUUCAGGUGACUAUAGUGUCCCUUUAAAGUUCUAACAAGAAUUUGGAAAAUCUUGGGGUUAUUAUGUAAUUUUCAAAAGCUAUUUGGAAAACCAACUUAAUGACGGCAUAGACUGUUAGCUGUGAGGGCCAUCAGGUGAGGAGUAACGUAACAAAGAGUAACGUAUGUUUGUGUCUGCAAAUCAAUGUUCUAAAUUAAUUAUUAUGAAUUAAGAUGAACACAGAAUAUAGCACUUUUAUUGUCUCCAUGUAGUAUUUAGAAAAAUAGCUAUCAAUUAAGCAAUAUCUGGCAGAAUGACUGUAUUUUUUAUUUUUUAUUUCUCUCUAUAAGCAUUUUUCUUUCUUGGAUGAAAACCAUUAAAAUAUAAUUUAAUAAUAUAUAAAUAUACCGUUUGAUUGUAUCAAAUCAUUCAUAUUGCAAAUACUAACCAUUUUUUAUUUAUUUUUUCCAUUACUUUAUUCUCAACACUCGAAUCUUAGAGAGCAAGGUCAACAUCACAUACAAAUAAUUUAUGUCAUUUUGGGUGUCCGGACACGAAUACUGCAACAAAAAAAAGUGCUUGGUUUACGUGACACAUAACAUGGAUUCCUUGAUUGAUUAUUCAGGUAUAGUAUCACUUUCUCAUUUCUUUAAAUUAACUCCCCAUACUUUGCUUAAAUUGAAUACUGUGUUUUGGAUUUAAUAUUAUGUGUGUAGAAAAAAAUAUUCUUUUUAAUAGCUUUCUCAUGUAAAAAUGGCUUAUCUUUUUACAUCAUAUUAGAGAAUUAUUUAGUGUGGAUGAGAGAGGGGUAGCUUUGUAGGGCUUGAAUAAGGAAUCAGCACAAUUUAGCCACUUCCUGUGCAUGCGGAAGAGGUACAGUUUGUCUUGCAAUCAUUAUAGAAAACAAUUACAGGAGAGUUUAUAUCAGUGGGUGCUUAUAAGAAAUAUGAUGGAUAAUUAUAGCAUCUACUGUCCCACAAAGAGAGAAUUCUGUUCAGUCCACUCUAAUAUCCAGUAUCUAGCCAAGAAAUGUGUCUUGGUGACACUAUCAGUAUGUAAGGAUGAGCAGAGUAUAUCUUGCUUAACCCCUUAAGGACUGAGGCAGUUGUGAAAGUUGUGAUCACACAAAACAUAAACAAAACCGUAAUUCACUUCUGUCAUAUUAAAUGCACCCGCACUUAUUAUAUAUCAUUUUGUUCAGGGGAAACAGGGCUUUCAUGUCACAUCAAAUACUUAUAUGUUAAGCAUAAUUUAAUAUGAAUAAAAUAUAAAAACAUAUGAGAAAUUAAGACUUUUUUUUUUUAGUUUUUAGUAUUAUGGCAGUUUAACUGUGAAUGUCAUAAUACCAUUAGCUGUUACUGCAAUAAAGUACACGUUUGUAUUCAGCGAUAUCUACUGAGUAAAACAGUACCCCCCGUGUGCAGGUUUUAUGGUAUUUUGGAAAGUUACAGGGUCAAACAUAUUACAUUACGUUUAUACACAUUGAAAUUUCGAAUUUCGGGUAAUUCAGACAUUCGGGUACUUCCGAUUGUCCGAAUAGAUGAAUUGCCGAAUUGUCGAAGUCCCAAAGUUCCGAAAUUACCAAAUUUCCGAAGCACAGUAUUGCCUAAGAACUAAUAUACUUAGCCAGCUGAAGAAUGUUACAAUGUAUACAAUUUUAAAUAAAAAGUAUACAAACAUAGCCAGGAUUCAGCUCUAAGCAUUUGCAACACUUACAACAAUCAAGUAACAUACAUUCAUAUAAAAUGUAAGUUACUUAGCCAGUCAGUGUAAUGACAGGAAUGAAUAAGUAGAUAACUCCCUAAUUCCCAGGGUAUUAGGGAGCUAUCUACUAAAAGGCUGAAAGACCUAAAUUCAGCCAAACUUACUAAUACUAAGUAAAGAUUACUUAGUAUUAGUAAAUUAUGCCCCUACUCGCUAUACUGCGAGUAGGGGCAUGUCUAUUAAACAGUGAGCAACCUAUGGCUGCUCACUUUAAGAAAAAAAAAAAGCCCCCCCCCCCUCCCGAGCCCCCACCUGUGCUGCGUGAGUGGGGGCUUCUAACCUGAAGGGGGUACCUAUUGCCCCCCCGGCCCCCACCCCUGAACGGCAGCAGGGGGCCAUAAAUACUAAUAAGCGGGGGACUUAAUGUCCUUCCCUCUGGCCCCCACCCCUGAGCAGUGGGUGGGGGCCCUACAGUAAAACAAGGGGGGGACUUAAUGUCCUCCCCUUGGCCCCCACCCCUGAGCGGUGGGUGAGGGCCCUAAAUACUUAUAAGGGGGGUGACCUAAUGUCUUCCCCCCUGGCCCCCACCCCUGAGCAGUGGGUGGGGGCCCUACAGUAAAAUAAGGGGGAGACCUAAUGUCCUCCCCCUGGCCUCCACCCCUGAGCAGCAGGUGGGGGCCCUAAAUUGGAAUAAGAGGAGGGACCUAAUGUCCUCCCCCCAGGCCCCCACCCCUGAGCGGCGGGUGGGGGCCCUAAAUACUAAUAGGGGGACCUAAUGUCCUCCCCCCUGGCCUUCACCCCUGAGCGGCAGGUGGGGGCCCUAAAUACCAAUAAGGGGUGGGACCUAUUGUCCUCCCCCCCGGCCCCCACCCUGAGCAGCGGGUGGGGGCCCUAAAUAAAAAUGUUACCCCCCAGGUGUCUAUGGGUCCCCAAACCCCUAGUCACCCCCCAAAAAAAAUUAACCCCUACCUACCCCCUCACCCUAAAAAUAAUGAGGGGUGACCUUUAAUUAAGUACCUGUAAAAAAAAUAAAACUUACCAUUUGAUUUUCCCACGCUGUGUAAUUUGACUCAUAACUCUCUGAAUGCGUACUUAAUCCACCAAUCAGAGUGUUAUGAGUCAAAUUACACAGCGUGGGAAAAUUCCAAAGAACUUUCCCAUGCUGUAUAAAAUGACACAGAGCACUCUGAUUGGUGGAUUUCAAGCCAACCAAUCAGAGUGCUGUGACAGGUAAAUGUAGAGACUUACCUGUCAGAGCACUCUGACUGAAUGGCUUAAACCCACCAAUCAGAGUGCUCUGAGCCUAAUUGCAGGGCGGGGCAAGGCCUUGCCCUGCCCUGCAGAGCUCAGUCUGCGCGGAGCCCUCCAUGGGUGAAGAUGGAUUAUUUAUUUUGCGCUCUUUUUUUAUUUUAUUUUUUUUAAGUGCGUUGGUUAUUAUGGUUUUUUAUUUGGGCUUUUUGGGGGCUGAAAAAGGAAGAUUUUAGAAGAAAGAAAACAUCAAAUGGUAAGUUUUAUUUUAUUGUUUUACAAGUACUUAGUUAAAGGCCUCCCCCUCAUUAUUUUUAGGUUUUAGGGUUAAUUUUUUUUUGGGGGGGUGGGGGGUGACUAGGAGUUUGGGGACUAGAUGACUAGGUCCCCCUUUAGUUUAAAAGCCCCCACUCGUGACAUGGAGGGGGGACCCCACUCGCGACGUGGAGGGGGGACCCUAUUUUUUAUUUUAUUGUUUUAACAGUGAGCAGCCACAGGCCACAGGCUGCUCACUGUUUAAUAGACAUGCCCCUACUCGUAGUAUAGCGAGUAGGGGCAAAAUUUACUAAUAAGAAGUAAUUUUACUUAGUGUUAGUAAAUUUGGCUGAAAGACCAAUUUAGGUCUUUCAGCCUUUUGGUAGAUAACUCCCUAAUACCUUGGAAAUUAGGGAGUUAUCUAUUAAGCGGCUGCAAGAGAAGUGCCAAAGUCCCGAAAUUCCGAAAUGCCCAAGUUCCGAAAUGUCGAAGUGCCGAAGUUGCCGAAUUUCCGAAGUCCUGAAUUUCGGAAUGCCGAACCGAAAAUUUUCCUCAUGCACAUGGCUAAAAUUUGCCACACUGGUUAUGGUGCCGUUGAGACCAUAUCGUAACCCAGCAAUGAGAAUUAACCCCAUGAUAGCAUACCAUUUGCAAAAGUAGACAACACAGGGUAUUACAAAUGAGGUUUGUCAAGUCUUUUUUAGUAGCCAGCUUGUCACAAACACUGGCCAAAGUUAGCGUUCAUAUUUGUUUGUGUGUGAAAAAUGACAAAAACUAAUUUGAACGCUAAUUUUGGCCAGUGUUUGUACUAAAUGGCUACUAAAAAAGACUGGACAUACCCCAUUUGCAAUUCCUUGGGUUUUCUACUUUUGCAAAUGGUAGGCCAUCAUGGAGGUAAUUCUCAUUCGUGGGUUACCAUACGGUCUCAAAGGCAACAUAACCAAUCUGGCAAAUUUCAAUGAAAAAAAAAGGAAAUUUAAGUCUUAUAUUUGACUCUGUAACUUUUGAAAACACCAUAAAACCUGUACAUGGGGCUACUGUUAUACUCAGGAGACUUUGCUGAACACAAUUGUUAGUGUUUUUAAAAUAGUAAAAUAGUAUUACAACAAUUAUAUCGUCAGUGAAAGUGUCGUUUGUGUGUAAAAAAUGCAAAACACAGCACUUUCAUUGACGAUAUCAUCGUUGUGAUAUGUUUUACUGAUUUUAAACACCAAUAUUUGUGUUUAGUGAAGUCUCCCAAGUAAAACAGUACCCCCCAUGUACAGGUUUUAUGAUGUCCUGGAAAGUUAGAGUGUUAAAUAUAGGGCUUGCGAGUCAAAUUCUCUGGACUUUCUACCUGGGUUGUCAGGCAGGUCCCCCAAAUUGUAAUUAAUAAAAUGACUUAAUUAUGUAAAAAUAUUAGAAUUUAAAUAUAUAUAUAGAUAUAUAUUUAUUUAUUAUUUUUAUUUUUAUUUAUAUAUAGCUAAAUAUAUAUAUAACGUCAUUCUAAAUGUAUUUUUAAUUUAAUAUAUAUGUAUAUUAAAAUCAAAAUACAGUUAGAACAAAUUUAUACCUGUAUAUAAUUUUAAUUUUUUUUGUGGGUUCCUUCCGAUCGCAUGGCCCGGGAAGGCUGGAUCGGGCAAAGGGUCUCUGCUUAAGCUCCCAGACAGACCCCAGGAUCGCGACCGCCGUCGGGGGAAUGGCGGUGAUCCGGUGAGUACAAAGGACGUUGGGACGUUCUAUGCUGCCCUCCGGCAUUUAGAGCCACCCCAAAAAGGAUGGCACAGAAUGCCCGCAGUCCUUAAGGGGUUAAGUGUAAGUCCAAUGAAAACCAUAAAACAGCACGGUAUACAAUACUGAUACAAUAUCUGUCUAUCUCCUCAACAGAGAAUGCAAAAAAAGAGAUACCAAGUUUAGAGAAAUGCAUGGGAACCUUACUAUUAGUGGCUCAAACUCAGUGAGAGGAGUUAGUUAGUUAGUUAAUUAGUUUUCCAGCACCUGGGCAACUCACAGCAACACUUAAAAGGAAACUCCAAUGCCUAAAUACAAAAAUGUAAAAAUCACUUUUUAGCAGAUAUGAUCCAAAGGAAAAUAAGCAGGAAUUUAAUUAUGCAUUUUUUAAUGGAGGGUAUUUCUAAAACAGCUCGCAAAACCUGCAGAUCUCAUCUGCUGCCUUUGCAAGCCCUUCUCUUCUUCCCCAACCCAAACAUUCGGUUGUUGUCCAAUCACAGACUUCCCAAAUUAGUUAAAUGAGAAGUCUUUGCAAGGAAGGUGCUCUAGGCAAUUGCUGCCUCUUUAAUUAAGCUCCACUGAGCUAACCAAACCAGGAAGUGACCUGUUGACUGACAACCAUGGGAUGUGAUUAUUAUUAUAAUUAUUUAUAAAGCACCAACAAGUUCUGUAACGCUGUACAAUGUGUGGACUAACAGACACGUAUUUGUAAACAGUCAAGUUGGACACACAGGAAUAGAGGGAUUGAGGGCCCUGCUCAAUGAGUUUACAUGCUAGAGGGAGUGGGGUAUAGUGACACAAAAGGUAAGGGUAGGGUAGAAAAGUAGGUUGCUACGAUAGUAUUCACUGAGGGCUUAGUGUUUUGAUGACAGUUUCAUGAGAGGAAUCAGGGUGUGGGGAGGGAUAGCUGUUCACAGAAUUUAACUGAUAUCCUAAAGAAAUAAGUUUUCAAAGAUAUUUUGAAGGAGUGGAGAUUGGAUGAAAGUCUAACAGAGAGGGGAAGGGCGUUCCAUAGGAACGGUGCAGCCCUAGAGAAGUCUUUAAGGUGAGCAUCAGAGGUAGGAUUACCUAUAUUGAUUUCACUUGAUUUUACAAAUAGUCCUUGACAAAAAUCUUUGAGAAACUGUGUUUUUUCAGUCUCUGCACAUAAUGUAUAUUAUUUUUCAUUUCUUUAUUUAGGAGGUGGGGAGAUCAAUACAGAAUUUAAAUUCCACAACUUCACAAAUCACAUUGGUAAUUUGAGUGGCUGUUCUAGAGAAAACCGUGUCAACCAAGUCAUUUUUCCUGUUCUCUACUCUAUCCUGUUCUUUGUUGGAAUAAUAAUGAAUGGCCUUGCGAUUCGAGUGUUUUUCCAGAUACCAAGUAAUUCUAACUUCAUCAUUUUCCUGAAAAACUCAGUUAUUUCAGAUUCUCUAAUGAUUAUGACAUUUCCCUUUAAGAUUUUAAGUGAUGCAGGACUUGGGCUUUGGUCGUUGAAAGGUUUUGUUUGUCAAGUAACCUCUGUGAUAUUCUAUUUCACAAUGUAUAUGAGUAUUUUAUUCCUCGGACUCAUCACUAUCGACCGGUACUUGAAAACUGUCAGACCAUUCAACAAGACAACCAAUCCACUCUCGGCAAAGAUUUUAUCAGCUGUGAUAUGGAUAGUUAUGUUUUCGAUUUCACUCCCCAAUAUGAUUUUGACAAAUAAGACACCAACUCCAAAAAAUGUGAAGAAAUGUGCCUUUCUCAAAUCAGAUUUUGGGCUAGUUUGGCAUGAAAUAGUGAACUUCAUAUGUCAAUUUAUCUUCUGGAUAAUUUUUGCAGUCAUUGUGGUAUGCUAUCUUCUUAUAACUAGAGAACUACUUCAAUCCUUCAAAAGAACCAAAAGGGAAAAGACCAAAUCCAGAAAAAAAGUCAAUAUGAAGGUGUUUAUAGUCAUAGCAGUGUUCUUUAUUUGUUUUGUUCCAUUCCACUUUGCACGGAUCCCUUACACCUUAAGUCAAACCCGAGAUGUCUUUAACUGCUCUGCACAGAACACUCUUUUCUACUUGAAAGAAAGCACCUUGUGGUUAUCAUCUCUAAAUGCGUGCCUGGAUCCUCUUAUCUACUUUUUCCUUUGCCGUUCCUUUAGAAAUUCUCUAGCAAUGAUGUGGAAAACAAAGAAAGUGUGUGGCACGUUUUACAUAAAGCCAAGCAUACUGACUCGUUACAGUAAGAGGACAGAUGAAACACAUAUAUAGUAGAAGAACGGGUGGAAUUUAAUCUGAAGUAGUCCUUUUUAGUUUAUUUUCAGAACUGUUGCUAUUGUAUAUUUUAUGCAUAGUGGAGAAUAAAGAAAAAAAAUACGGUGGCUAUUUGACAGGUAAACACAGUGCGAAAAAAUCCAAAGUAGUGAUAUUGAGAGUGUCCCUCUAAAAUCAGGACUGUUUGAGGCCUGCAUAACUAGUAAAUUAUGAAACAUUAUAUUAAUAAGCUUCACCUUAAAAACUGCCAAACUAUCGAAAACAUUUUACAAAACAUAUAGUCAGAUUAUAUACAUAUAGCAUAUAGGACAUUAGUCACUUAGCAGUUUUCAGUAAAUUCCUUCUUGAAAGCGGACAGGGUCAGUGACACAGCUCCUGUCAAGCGGUUCUCCAAAUAAUUGCACAGAUGAAAUACCUAAUUUAAGUAUACAAUUUUAUUUUUAUUCCAUCACCCUGGUUGUUGCUUUUCUUUUAUUAAAGUUUAUUAUAUUUUCAAGGAGGAAAAAUGCAGCAGUCUGAAGAAAGCGCGUUCUAACAUCUUGCACUUAGAUAUAUCAAAAUAAAAUUCGGGAUACAACAAUGUCUACAUGGCAUACUCCCAGUUACCGUACAAUAAACACUGUCUGUCUAACACUAAGGUCACAUGUAUAGGAAGAAAUGGAGCUAUGAGGGGUAUGUAGAAAAAGAGGAAGAUAAAAUGGUUAGGAAAGAGAGAAGUCUUGCUACUCUCAUUAACCUCUUGGGAAAACCUUUGGAUGAUUAAAGGACAUUCAGUAAGUGCCUGAUAGUUAGAUCACCUACUGCGUUCCAGGUUGGAAAAAAAACAUCUUAAUGUAUGGCUUUGCUCUAGAAUAGGCAAAUGGUGCUCACUGUUAGGCAGCAGUAGUCCUUUGCUAAUAGUUUGAGAUGUGUGAUUGCACUCUUUUAGAAUCACAACUAUAAAUGCUCUAUGCAUUUCAUGGUGUGGAAUAUAAAUAUCUUAUUGUUUAUUAAAUCACUCAUUCAUCAGUCAAUGUGGAUAUGCUAUAAUGCCUAUUGAACUAGCAAUGGCAGAUAGAAUAUUUGUAUUAAGGUAUUUGUGUUUAGGAUGGUAGCAGAUACAGAAUAAAUUACUGGCAACCACAGACCAUGCUGUUCAUCAGGGCAUUGGCCAUGACAACCAUUCAAUAAAGUUACAAGAAACAUUUCAAAUGAUGUGCAUGACAUAAAUUACAAUAGAAGUGACAUAAAUUAUGUCAUAUGCAUCACUUAAAUUCAUGUCCAUGUGUUAUGGCUAGUUCUUGGCUUUAAUUUGGGAAUGCCAAAUAAAUGAGGAACAAGCUGAAACUAUGACAAAAUAAAACAGAACAUGGUUAAAUAGAGUACAUUAAAAAGCAUGCCCUUGAUAAAGUGGAAACUCACAAGAUAGAGAUGUUAAAAAAUAAUCCAGUGUGCCUACCUCCCCCCCCAACCCCCUGAAAUACAGGGGCCAAAAACUCCUCCCAACACUCCGUUUAGUGAGUGAUAAUGUGAUAGAAGGAAAGACAGGAACUCCAGCGGGUAAACUGUAGAAAAGGGGCCUUUAGAAAGAGAUGCGUAGGACCACUUGAUUUUGCUUUUAUUUAUUUCAUUAUUAUCAUUAUUAUUGCCAUUUAUAAAGCGCCAACAGAUUCCGUAGCACUUUAAAAUAUUAUGAGAGGGGGGAUUUAACUAUAAAUAGGACAAUUACAAGAAAACUUACAGGAACGAUAGGGUGAAGAGGACCCUGCUCAAAGAGCUUACAGUCCAUAGGAGGUGGGGUAUAAGACACGUUAGGACAGGAAAUAUCAGUCAAAUAAGGUGGGAGUGAAGCAGAGCUGGAGGAGAGAGUAAAGUGCUGCCCUUUAGGAGACAGCUAUGUGAGGUAGAUGUUCUCGUACGCGAGAAGUCCUGCAAGCGUGAGUUGGCCGUACGGGUGUGAGCAGCAGACAAGAGAAGGUCAGAGCAGAGAGACCGAGAAGGGGCAUACCUAUGGAUCUGUGAAGAGUUAUAUGAGGGGCUAGAAGUGUUCAGUGCUUUAUAGGUAUGAGUUAUCACUUUGAAUUGACUCCUAUAGGAUAGAGGAAGCCAAUGUAAGGACUGACAGAGGGGUGAGGUGUGAGAGGACCGACUAGAGAGGCAGUAGAGGCGGCAGCAUUCAUUACAGACUGUAGGGGCGCAUUACGGCUUUUGGGAAGACCAAUUAGGAGAGGGUUACAAUAAUCCAUGCAGGAAAUUACUAGAGCAUGAACAAGCUCCUUGGUAGCAUCUUGCAUAAGAAAGGCGUGGGUGCGGGCUAUGUUUUUAAGAUGGAAUCUACAGGACUUGGCAACAUACUGGAUGCGAGGCUCAAAGGUGAGGCCAGAAUCAAGUAUGACGCCAAGACAGCGUGCUUGCAAGGAUGGCCUUAUGUGGAUAGCACUAAUUUUAAGGGAGAGUGAAAGAGGAGGAUCAGUAUUAGGAGGAGGAAAGACGAGGAGCUCAGUUUUUUUUCCUAAAGCAACUUUUCUACCACUUUUGUGUAACACCAUAUUUUGGAGGAGUCACCCUGGAUGCUUUUUUAUAACCUCUCUAUCUUGUGAGUUUCCACUUUAUCAAGUGCCUGCUUUUUAAAUUUACUGUAUUACAUUAUGUUAGGUUUUAUUUUGUCAUAGGUUUAGCUAGUUCCCCAUAUAUUUAGUAGAUUGCAUUUUAAUAGAGAAAGAUUUACUGGGGAAACUCCUUGGGGAAGCUGCUAUUCUCUCUCACACCCGCUAACUACUAAAACAUUUGUUUGGUGUUGGGAAUUUUUUUUGGGGGGGGGGGGGAUGUUCAGCAAAUUGGACCCCAUUUGCAUUUUUAAUACAUAUUAUAGUAAUAAAAAAUUAUUUCAAUUUAAUAAUGAAAAUAGUCCAACACGAAUACCAACAAUUGGAGAAAGGGAUGUUUUGUAUCGUGUCUCCAACUACGCACAUCUGCCUAGUACCCAUAAAAAGUAAAUCUAUUUAGAAAAAAUAGGGAAAAAAAGCUGAAUGCUGGCUGGGCCCUAAUAAGGACCAUGGAAGUUUGGGUUAGUACAAUUGAAAGGUCCAAAGCUAAAAAGUUAAACAUUAUCUUUCAUACCAUUUUAGGGAAAAAAAGGAAUGCCAGAGACCACUUUUAAGUCAAUUUGUAUUUAGACUUAAUGUUUAAGUAACUAAUGGUUCAGUGGUAUUUUUUUUAUAUAUAUUAAUGACCAACUGUACACAACUACAGCAAAACUGUAAUCUGAUUAUUUUGAUCAUAACAAUGCACAAACAAAGUGCAAACAUGCUCAGUAAGUCUCCCAUAUAUUUCCACUUCCUGAUUUCUAAUUGGCACUGCAGCACAUGAAAAAAAAUCUGAGGUAAAUCUCUCUAAUUGAUAUUAAAGAAAAAUAUGUGCGAUAUUUCCACCCUGGAGCAUCCUUUUUCUUAGAUUCAAGCAAAUUUGUCAAGCCAUGUCCUAAGGCCAUGCACUGCAACUCGGGAGAGAUGCCGACUGUACCUUCCCCAUGGAACACACAGUCACUGAGGAUGGGUGCCACCUGCACUGACUCCCUAUGAGGAGAGGUGCCAACCAAACCCUCUCCCUGGUUCUCAAUCUGCUGCUGCUGGUGAAGGAUGCCACCUGCACCAGCUCAAAAGGUCAUCAUUCACAGUCCAUGGGGAGAUAUGUUGAUUGCACCUCCUCACACUGGAAUUCACAUUGUCACUGGGGAGGAAUGCCACCUAAAAUGACUCCCAGAUGCACCCAUUGCAGCUGGGGAGAGGUGACAAACACAUCCUCUCCAUGUAUCAAACUGUGCUGCUGGAGAGAGUUAUCACCUGUGGUUUCUGUAACCCAUUCUGCCGCCACUCAUAUUCCAUCGACCUCAAUCUGGUGCUGGGGAGGAGUGAAAUCUUCACCAACUCCAUGAAGGUCACAUUGAUGUGGGAAACAAAGGGCACCAGGAUUUUCUCCCAGUGACAAUGCUUUUGCUGCAAGAAGAGUAUUGAACUCCCACUCACCUACCCAUAGCCUCCAGUUUGUCUGGUAUUCCAAUGUGAAAUAUAAAAUAAAUCAGCACCUGGUCAAAAAAACAAACAACCAAUAUUCCAUAUUUGCUAGGAAUGUCAUUCUGGUGUCUCUUCACAGUGAAUCGCUAAAGGAGCUUUAUGUCAUAGAAGAUAACAAUUGAAUGCUUGUGGGCUGCACUGUACAUACUAAAGCCUAGCUGGCAAGCAUACAAGCAUGGCCUACUCCAGGGGUAGGCAACCUUUAGCACCCCAGAUGUUGUUGACUACAUCUCCCCUGAUGCUAUACCAGUAUUAUGGCUAUAAGAGCAUUAUGGGGGAUGUAGUCCACAGCACCUGUAGAGCUUAACAUUGGCUACCCCUGCCCUUUUUUGUUAAAUUCUAUGCCUUGCCAAACCAACUCACUGACACAGCUUUAGUAAACACAUUUCUCUCCACAACAGAGAGUCCUACAAAUAGAAAACAUUUGUUGUAUUUUUUUUUUACUAGCAAAUGGACUUGCAGUGUGUAUAAACAACAUAUCAUUGUUUAUAAAGUGCUAUCAUGCCAAGUUUUGCAUGACAGGUGUGAGGGGCAUCUUUAAUAUUGAUUGGACCCUGGGCAAGCACUUGCUUAGACUCCCUGAACCCUGCCCCCUCCCCCCCUCCACUCCCUGGCAUGCAAUCACACCCUCUGCCUCAACCCAGUGGCAGAAGUAAUGUAGAAAGGAUCCUGGUGCAAGAAAACUAUUUGGGUCCCUCCCUCUAGCACAAGAGGGGUGCAAAUGUAGAACCCAUCUGUCGUUCAACUCCCACAAUGCUAUGCCAACAGGGGAUCUAUCAUUUGGCCAUCCUUGCAGGGUUGUAUUUGUGAGCAGUGUUUGAAUGUAAGCAUGUUUUUGUAUAGAGCAUAUGUGUGCAUGUAUGAGUGUAUUUGUAUGUACUGUUCCCAUUGAAAUGCUGUGAUGUACUUGUGUGUAGUGUUUGCGUUUGAUACAGGGGUGUGUUUGGAUGUAGUAUUGUCUUUUAAAUGUGGUUGUACAUUUGUGUGUAGUAAUGGUGUUUGAGCGAAUGGGUCUGUUUGUAUAUGGUUUUUGAGUUUGAAUUAAGGGUUGUGUUUGUAUGUAAUGUUUGUGUUUGCAGGGGUACGUUUGCAUGUUGUGUUUGAUUGUUGGGUUGUGUGCACAUACAUACUUACACAGAUAUACAUACAGAUUAUCACACAUAUAUACACAUAUAAGCACAAUGACACAUGCACACACCUUAACACACAAAUACACUCUGGCACACAGAUACACACACAAACACAUGCACACACACUGGCAUACACACACAGGCAUAUACACACACUGGCAACAAUACACACACUCAGAUACACAUACAGGCAUAUACACACACUCAGAUACACACUGCCACACACAUUCAGGUACACACUGACACACAGAUGAACACACUGCCACAGAGAUACACUCACUGACAUAUGCACAAGCAUGCAUCAUAAUUUUUAUAUUUGCAGUCACCCUCCUGUUGGCUUACCUUUUGCCUGCAGGAGGGUGACUUGCUUGGGGUUCUGCUAGUUGAGGCUGAUGUGUGAGGAGUCUGCAGUAGCUCACUCCGUUCUGUCACUUCCAGCUGGAUCCCGUUAGUGUAUCAGUUUGUGUUGCUCAGCAGUCACCUCUCCAAUUUUGGAAGCCCUCCUUAGGAAAUGCAGUGGUAAAGGGCAUCCAGUGUGCCUUUGUGUAUGUGGGAUCUGUCACAAAGGUGAAGUCUCCAAUCUCUGGAAGAUACUUGUCUUCAAGUUUUGCAGCAAGGAACAUGGCUGUCACCCCCUAGAAGCUGCAGCUGGCUUAUAGGAACAGAGUGAAUUCCAACAGUCAUAAACAAUCUCCUGCAGAAAGCAAAAUUUCAUCUGAGCCUGAACCAUCCAGUCGAUCAGCAAACUCCACAUUCGCUGUGCCUAACCAUAUGGUGCAAUCACUCAGACCUUCUUACUCGGCUGCCAGCACACCUGCUUUGCCUCCUGUGUGGUGCUCUCCGUAUGAAGUUGGGAGGAAGUGACCGUUUGUCACUUCCUCCCAGCCUGCUUAUACCCCUGUUCAGUGAUACCCAACAGAUUGCCCUAGAUGCAUGGGUCACCCAAUGGGCCCCUCCAAUGAUCCUAAAAGAAAAAAAUUGUUGCGGGCAGCAGGCCAAUGGGGCAGCUGCUUUAGGCCCCCCAAGAGUAACUGGGCCCAGGGCAGGUGCCCUGACAGGGGUAUUUCAAAGUUGUGUUAGGGAUAUAAACCUGCUGUUAUAGAUUACAGCCACAGAUGCAGACUUAGAAUAUUAAAAAAUCUUCAUCUUGUGAGAAUAUUUUUCUGGCAGUCUGCAUUAAAUGACAUAUUCAGUUUUGCUUCUUGAAUAUUGUAGAAAGCCUGGGACCUUUCCAAAUGACCAUCAGACCCGUGCUAUUUAUAUGGCCCUCAAGAGAUAACUGUCUUGUCCUAAAACGACUAAGGAAAUGACAGGCUGUUUUUAAGAUCAUAGGAAGUUUCAUGCCAGCUCCAAGGAAAACGAGAAAGUAGAUAAGUAUUUCAUGAAUUUUUUUAAAUUAAAUAAAGAAGUAGGGCAUAAGAGAAGAUGAGAAAAGAAACAACAUAAAGGCUAAACAUAAGGGAAUAACUGAAUGCUACCAAAAGAAGGGCAGAUUCUCAGGUACAUCUCUAUGUUCUCUUACUGAACUAUUGUCACUCUAGAUGUUAUAUAAAGUGCUUUUCAAGCUCAGUAGCAAAACGGAUUAAAUAUUACUGAAUUAAACCAUAACAGAAAUAAUAAAACGGCAACAGCUGUUAAACUAUGGGGGUUAGUCUUUCUUUAAUUUCAUACUGUCUGUUGCACCAACAUGCAUAAAGUAAUAAUAAGCAAUGCAGCAAAUUAAAAUUCAAGCAAAAUUAAUGUGUAGCCAAUUAUACCCAAUUUAGACUGUCACCAAUUAUUGGGCAGAGAACAUUGCAAUAUUUAUUAAAAUUAUAAUCAUACGUAUUGUGGACCCAAGCUCACACAGGCACACCAAGUCGAGGAUUCAUUUGUCAACGGUGGGGUACUUAUUUUGGGUCUGAUUAAAGGAAUAGCACCACUCCUAUAAUAUUGCAUCACUUGACUUUUUUUAAUAUAUAUUUUACAAGCAAGUAAACACUUCUAAACAAAUAUACAAACCAAACUAAACAAAGGGUCAAUCUAUAUAGAAUACAAUACAAGAAAGUGUGAUCGGCAUUUCUCCCCAGCUGCAGGGUGUACUUGCAGGAACCAAUGUGGAUAGCACCUUAUCCCAGCAUCAGAACAAAGCAACAGUACAUUCCCCCAACAGAAGUGGGGGCUUCAAGAUGCCCCCCUCACUGAUGUCCCUUUGUAACGCCCCAAGAGGAACUGAGAUAGAGAAAGUGGAGGAAUGGUUUGCAGCAUGUAUGUUGACCUACUCUAGCACUGACCUGGUCACUGGUUUUAGGUUAAUUUACCAUUAGGGAUGGAGUAAUGUAACAGAACCUUGCAGAGAGGCUCACAGACUAGCAUCUUACCCAGAGACUAUGGACCCCUUGUGAUGAAAAUCCCCUCCAGCCCUGCAAGGUUAAGCCAAAUGGAUUCCAAUGACUUUAAUGCAGUGCUAUCUAUUAGUUAAAGCUGUCCUAUGUACAAAGACUCUACAAUGCAGAUAUUGUAAUAUUCAGGCAGAAUGCACUUGGAAUCUGGAUUUUAUAUGUUUCUCCCAAUUUCUCCCCUAUGGAGCAGAUACACAUUUUAUUGUAUUUCAUUGUUGCCUGUAUGUUUGUGUUUUAUAAAACCAUUUUGAAUCAUUCACAGUAAGUUAAAAAUAGCUUUGUUAAAGGGACACUCCAGAACCCUAAAACAUUUGCUUGCUGAAAAGCUUUAUGUGUGAAGAAUCUGUCCACAUUUUUGUGACAGCAGAUACUUGCACACAAUAUCAGAAUUUGUGAAUGCACACAAGCUUUUCUUUACCUGCACAGUUUUUGGUCACUUAAGUUUUACUUCUAGGCACAGAUAACUUAAAGAUGGCUGACCCACAGAACAAGGUAAAGCCUGGAGAUGCACUAAUAACAGGCAUUUACUAAUACACAUACAUUAAAAAUUAAUAUACACAGGGGGGCGUGGCCAGCAGAGCACCUAACCAGAUAUCUACCACCGGGGCUCCGAUGCGACCCCGUAAUAAACCAACCCCAGCAAAAAAAAUCUCACAUCUGAAACCACACUAUUCACAGCCCCCAGCAGAUGAAACAAUGGGGCGCAAAAAUAGAAAGCAGAACCGCUACGGAAAACUUUCGCUUUCCGGACAUCAGACUCUCCUUUGAGAGGCCCACGCCACCAGCGCUGCCUAAGAUGGCGCCUGAGGCCCAGAUCGACCUGGAAGCCUCGGAGGACUCCCACGAGGAGGAGGAAUCACUUACCUCUCCUCGAGCCAGUGGAGGGUAUCAGUCCCCUGAGUCGGAUGAAGACUCCACUCCGUCUACCAAAGGAAACAUCAAGAGACUCCUGACCGACCUGAGAGAGGUCUGGAAGGCCGACCUGCGUGAGACCCAGGCUGAAAUUGGUGUGAUCCACCAGAAGAUCACAGCGGUGAAGGCUAGGGAGACAGCCAGAGACAGUAAGCUACAGGCAGCACACAGCCAAAUCAUAGGGCUCACCCAGCAAGUCCACUAGCUAAGCCGUGCAGUGGCUACACUGGAGGCCCGCCACAGACGCCGGAAUGUCAGCCUACCAGGAAUCCCAGAGACUGUGGAGGGGGAGGCGCUGCUGCCCUUCGUCCGGAGACUGACCACCUCCAUGGGAAUAAAAGGGUUCGAUGAUCCCCCGCAGAUAACGUUCCGGAUAAGCAAAUCAGCCACAGUGCCAGCCGGAGCUCCUAGGGACACCAUCAGAGUCACGAGGGACGAGGCAGUGAGAACUGCAAUUCUGAACCACUCCAGGACCUUGGGGACUGUCACCUACGACAGCUGAAUGCCGCACACGAACAUUAGACCUCCCCAUAGGAAGGCAUUGAAAAAUGCUUUCAAUGCUUCCUUAUGGGGAUUUUAGCGACGCUGGAGGUCCUCACAUAGCAUGAAGAUGUCCAGCGACGCUAUAGCACAGAAAAUCUGUGCUAUGAACCAGGAAGUGCUAUGAACCAGAUAGCCACUAGAGGAGGAGUUAACCCUGCAAGGUAAAAAUUGCAGUUUAUGAAAACUGCAAUAUUUACAGUUGCAGGGUUAAGGGUAGUGGAGGUUGGCACCCAGACCACUCCAAUGGGCAGAAGUGGUCUGGGUGCCUGGAAUGUCCCUUUAAGUUGCUCAAAUGCCGGACGCAUAAACCAAAGCUCCAACUGCCAUAAAUAUCCAAAAAUGAAAGGCUGCUCACCGGUCUUAAAAAAAAUGAAAAUGUAUUUGAAAAUGUAAAAAAUAAUUCAAAUGUGAAGAAUGCAGAGGUAAAUAAUUUCCUGAGCUAAGCCCCGACGCGUGUUUAGACAGGCAGGCUCUUAAGGGGGAAUGCCUGUCGAAAAACGCGUCAGGGCUUAGCUCAAGAAAUUAUUUACCUCAGCAUUCUUCACAUUUGAAUCCUUCAUCUCUCAUUACGAUAUUUAGCCGUACUUUCGGUACACAGAUAUUCCAACAUGUUUAUAACUCCUAAGAAGCCACAGGUUGACGGAGCCGUUAUCUAAUGAUAAAAUUAAUCCUGUUAGAAGCUGUCUUUAUUAUAGCAACCUUAAUCUUCUCAGACGAUAGGUGCCCACGAAGGCACAGCAUUACUUACUUUCUCGAUUCCACAGAAGUAUAAAUGACUUGGAUCCAUUUCAUGUUUCAAUUUAAAAUGCGCUGAGACACUAUGGCCUUCAAAACCUCUUUUUAUAUUGUAUAUAUGUUCGUACAGUCGUUUCUUCAAUUGUCUUUCAGUUCGUCCGAUAUACUGUAAUCCACACGUGCAGUAUAUCAAAUAGAUCACCCCCUUAGUAGUGCACGUAAAGUACCUCCCUGGACAUCUUAAGGAAGGGAGGACAUGACUGCUGGCAGGGAUAAGGGGUUGGGUCACAAGGGGAUACAUUGUUACACAUGGGGGGACAUUAAGAUGGGGAAAAAGGGGAGGGUACUCACCAGUUCCUGGGUGUAGUGUUGCUAGCUUCCCCUGGGACUGUCCAAAAAAAAAAAAAAAGAAUUUUCAAUUAUUACUAUUUUCAUUUGGAUUUUCUACUUACCUGACUUCCCCCUCAUCUGGCAUCGGGAGAAUGGCUUCAGCUGUGUCAAGGGAAGAUGUGGUAGCCUUACUGCAGGCGUACCUUGCCUCUCAUGGAUCCGGUGCUUUGGAGGAGGUGAUCGCUGGGGUGGAUAAUCGCCCGGCUCCUGCUGCAGCUUCAGGGACUUCUUCUAUCCCGUCGGAUGGCGGUAGGAGGACCAGGCGUUCCAGGCCUCCUACGCGCCUGUCCCCCAGUCCGGUGUCCAGACGUCGAGGUCGCCAGCGGGAACAGCGGAUUGGCACCGCCAGGUCUUCCCCGGUGCGGAGUGGAAGGAGACCGGCGGCGGCCAUCAUCGUUGGUGGACAAGAUGGCGGCUUGGCGGGAAGAUCUCGGAGCCCGCCGUCUCUUCCGGUCCCAACGGCGGGAAGAGAGAGGACGCCGGAAGUGAGUGGAAGCGUCGGCGUGCGUCAGGCCGCCGGACGUCAUCAUCGGGCGCAACCGGAAGUGACGCGCCCCGCCGGAUCACGGGACCCGGAAGUGACGCGCUCCGGCGGCGUCCCGAACCCGGAAAUGACACACAACGCAGAGGACGGUCGGCAGGAAGAAGAGGAGACCACAGGAGAGCCCAGACAGCCGGAGUCAACCCCCAUCACCCUGAGGCAGCCGGUUUCGGAACGGUUAACCUGGAGCACACCUCAGGUCCAGCUGCAGAUGUCCCUGGGAGCCCUUGGUCGGAUUCUGGUUCUGAAGAGGAGGAGGUUUCGGUGCCUGCAGUUCCCCAGUGGUCCGGUGAGUGGUUACAUGGCGCCGGCGUGCCAGGGACUGGGGCCCAAGAUCAGGCUAGUGAGUGCUUGCGCUUGCUUAGGACCCUAGUGGCCACUUUCCCUUCCCAUCUUACUGGGCUGGAUACUAGACAGGUUCAGGGACAGGGUCUCCCAGGGCUGGCUGAGGGUCAGCCGCAGGGAUGUUCUCAAACCCUUAGGGCUCAGCCUGCCGCAGGGGCUUUUCGUGCCGGUUCGGUGGGAUGUGAUCUUGCACCGUUAGGUUUGCAUGUCCCUAUGGACGUGCAAGAGAAGAUUUGGAGAGGUGAGUAUGUGGAUCUGCUGUCUUUGGUCUCUCCCGACAAGGAUUCAGUGGACAGACCACGCCGUGGGGAGGUACCCGAGGCGGAAAAAGGUAAGCAGAUACCCAGAACCUUUGGUAAUUGGUUGCAGGGGUUUAACAUAUUUGCCAGUAUCCUAGUGCGCCGGUUCCCAGAUAAGGCUCCGGCCCUGUUCGGGUACUUAGAUCUGAUUUGGGGGGACUACAAAAUUUAUGGCGGGCAAUGCUGGUAUCGCUAUGACCAGCAAUUCCGACAAAAGAUGGCGGUGUGCCCGGGUAUGGAUUUCGCCGUGCAGGAUGGCAGUCUCUGGCUGUUACUUAUGACUCCCAGUAGACCAUCCCCCUUUCCCGGGCCUGCCGGAGGUAACUCCGGCUCCUCAGCAGGGCAGAGGAAAGGUGUGUGUUGGCUCUUUAAUGAGAGCCACUGCCGCUGGUAUAGCUCCUGCAGGUUCCGCCAUGAGUGUGCACACUGCGGGGGAGCCCACCCCGCGGUGCGCUGCUUCCGUAAGGGGAAGCCAGUUUCGGGAAAGGGUCCCUCUCAAGAUGACGUACCUAGGGGAGAGGACGCCGGUGGACGCCCUAAGGAUGCUCCCGUGGCUCGCCCGGUAUCAUAGGGGUCGCGAUGCUCAGACAUUGUUUGAUGGUUUUCAGGUAGGUUUCUGGAUCCCCUUUGUUCCCUCUUCUUUCCCUCAGUUCGCGGACAAUCUCCGCUCGGUUAAGGGCAAAGAAGAUAUUUUACAGCAAAAAUUGCAGGUGGAGGUGCAGGCGGGUCGCAUGGCUGGCCCGUUUAGUGCGCCACCUUUUCCUAACCUGAGAGUCUCCCCUCUGGGAUUGGUUCCCAAAAAGGACCCAGGUUCCUUUCGUUUGAUCCAGCACCUAUCCUACCCGUCGGGUGAAUCGGUAAAUGAUGCCAUUGGCAAGGACAUCUGUCGCGUGCGAUAUGCAUCAUUUGAUAGGGCUUUGGAAUUAGUUCGUCGGGCCGGGCAAGGUGCUUUGUUGGCAAAAUCUGACAUAGCAUCGGCUUUCCGUCUGUUGCCAGUUCACCCCUCCUGUUUUCACUUGCUAGGCUGUUUUUUUCAGGGUUUUUUUUACUAUGACAUGUGUUUGCCCAUGGGUUGUUCUAUUUCUUGUUUUUAUUUUGAAAUGUUUUCCUGUUUUCUCGAAUGGGUAACGCUACAGGAGGCGGGUUUGGUGUCUGCUACUCACUACUUGGAUGACUUCCUUUUCGUUGGCCCUCCGGUUCGGGUGAGUGUGAGCGGCUUUUGCAAACGUUUCGGGCUGUCAUGGGAUAUUUCGGGGUCCCCGUUGCAGAGGCUAAGACGGUGGGCCCGGUUCGGGUUUUGUCGUUUUUGGGGAUUGAGAUCGACUCUGUCGGUAUGGUUUUUAGGCUGCCGGAAGAGAAGGUGUCAGUUCUCUUGCGGACGAUCGACCUGGUUCGAGGGGCGAGGAAGGUGCAGUUGCGGCAAAUGCAGGUGCUUCUGGGGCACUUGGCCUUCGCUUGCCGAGUUCUUCCAAUGGGACGUGCGUUCUGCAGGCGCCUCUCCUUGUCCACGGUAGGGGUUCGGGAGCCUUUUCAUUUUAUCCGAGUCACGCGGCGUCUGCGCGCGGACCUCCAAGUUUGGAGCUCCUUUUUGGAGCGCUACAAUGGACGCUCCUGCUGGUUGCUGGAGGCUGCGUCUAACUCGGAGUUGAACCUCUUCACGGACGCAUCCAGCUCCGUGGGUUUUGGGGCAUAUUUUCAGGGUAAGUGGUGCGCUGAGGUAUGGCCAGCUCGAUGGCGGGGUUUGGAUGUUAUGCGUAACCUGACGUUUUUGGAGUUGUUUCCCAUUGUUGUUUCUCUGGAGCUCUGGGGGGAGGCUUUGGCCAACAGGACUGUUGUUUUUCACACGGACAACAUGAGUGUUGUCCAUGUGAUAAACCGUUCCACCUCCAGUUCCCCUCCAGUUCUCGCGCUACUGCGACGGUUGGUACUUCUUUCCUUAAAGUUCAAUGUUUGGAUUAGAGCUUGUCAUGUCCCGGGUGUUGACAACGUGGUAGCUGACUCUCUUUCUCGGUUUCAGUGGGACCGUUUUCGGGAGUCGGCGCCAGCCGCGGAGGCUGUGGGUAUCCGAUGUCCGGUUUCCUUAUGGGAGAUCGAUUUGGAGGAUUGAGGAGCUUGGUGUCGGACUCCUUAGCUGACUCUACCUGGAAGGCAUAUCAAGCCGUCUGGCGGACGUGGCUGUCCUCGUUUUCGCAGGACCUGAUGCUGGGGUCGGAGUCCGGGCGCUUGGAGGCGACUCUGCUACUGUUGGAGUCCAUGUUUGCGCAGGGUAAGUCUUGUUCUGCGGCCGAGAAGGCUUUGAGCGCCCUAUCCUUUCUUUGUCGGUCUAUGGGUUGGCAAGACGUUUCUCGGUGGUUCGGUAUACAGCGGGUUAUUCGGGGUUGGAGACUUAGAAGGGCCCCGGACCGCCGCCUCCCGGUGUCGGCUGACUUGCUGGGACGGAUCCUGGCGGCUAUGGGGGCGGUUUGUUUCUCAGACUAUGAAGCCUCAUUAUUUCGGAUUGCAUUUGCUUUUUGUUUUUUUGGAGCUUUUAGGGUGGGCGAGUUGGUGGCACGCAACCGUUGGGCGGUGGGGCCGCUGCUCAUGGCGGAUAUCCGGUGGUCCGAGGACUGUGGAUUUUGCAUACGGCGUUCCAAGACAGACCAGGUAGGUAGGGGUUCAUGGGUGCGUAUCGGUGCCACGAGAGGCAGGUUUUGUCCGGUCCGUCUUUUCUCAGAGUAUUUGCAGAUUCGGCCGAUGUGGUGCCUCUCCUUUCUGGUUCAUAGGGAUGGGUCCCCCCUUACACGUUAUCAGUUCUCAGCUAGGUUCCGUGCUGCCUUGGUUGCAUGCGGGGUGAAUCCUCGCCAUUAUUCUACUCAUUCUUUUCGGAUAGGGGCGGCCACCCAGGCUAGUUUGUGGGGUUUCUCGGACGCAGCGAUUCAGCGCUUGGGUAGAUGGGGUUCACGGCGCUACAGGUCCUAUGUCAGACCUCAUUUACUAUAAUGCAAUCUCUCCGUAGGUCCUCGGCCCCGCUGCAUUUGGAUACUGGGACAUUCCUACGUUUAUUGGGCUGCGCGGCGAGCUGAGGAGCGUCCAUACGGGAGGAAUUUGGGUUUUUCCUACGAGAUAGCCAGGGUAAGGUGGAGGGGUAUUAGGGGUAUGUUGUGGCAGCAGCUGUAUUCGGAGUGCGUAUCCCUUCGUAGGUACGUGUCGGGGCCAGUAACCCUAGUAAUUCAUGCAGGGGGAAAUGACCUGGGGCGCAGUAGGUCAGUGGACCUCCUGCAUGCGAUUAGACACGAUCUGGCUCGGUGUAUGGCUCUUUUCCCCGAGUUGACCCUGAUCUGGUCGGACAUAGUGUCCAGGCCGCGUUGGCGUUCGCUGCCGCAUGCUAAGGGCGUGGAGCGUAGUAGGCGCAGGCUCAACGUGGCCAUCGGAAAAUUUGUCCGCCGGAUUGGUGGUUUUGUCAUUAGGCACAGGGAGCUGGAAGGGGACAAUUCCGACUUGAUGCGGAAGGAUGGGGUGCACCUUUCCCUCAUAGGAUUGGAUAUCCUGAAUGCGGGUCUUCAGGCAGGUAUUGAGGAGGCGCUGGCUGCGGGGGGGCGCGGUCCCUCCCAGGGGAGUAGGUAGGGAGGAACCGCGGUGGCGGUAGUCCUGGCCAGCGAAGAGGUUUGGAAGAAAGUGCCCAAGCGGCUUGGGGAGUCGCAGCCUGCUGAGAGCUGAUGGCGGGGGCAGGCUGCAUUGGACUCGUGGGUCUUUUGAUAGAGCUGUCUGUUGGUAAUCCCCCAACAGCUGACAGGUUGUGGACGCUGGUGAUAAUCGAUGUUAAUUCUGUUAAUAAAGCUGUGGCCGUUGCCCUUACCCAUACAGAAGGUGUUGUGUAUUUAUUGGGCAACGGGUGGUGGGAGUUUUGGUCUGGGGUCAGCAGUCAAGUACCUCCCUGGACAUCUUAAGGAAGGGAGGACAUGACUGCUGGCAGGGAUAAGGGGUUGGGUCACAAGGGGAUACAUUGUUACACAUGGGGGGACAUUAAGAUGGGGAAAAAGGGGAGGGUACUCACCAGUUCCUGGGCAGAGGUGUAGUGUUGCUAGCUUCCCGCCCACCCACCCACAAAACGUGUGUUAUGAUGGUGUUGUUGUUGGUUGUGUGCUGUUGUUUCUUUGUUUUGUCACAGCUCGCGGUAGUCCUGGCCAGCGAAGAGGUUUGGAAGAAAGUGCCCAAGCGGCUUGGGGAGUCGCAGCCUGCUGAGAGCUGAUGGCGGGGGCAGGCUGCAUUGGACUCGUGGGUCAUUUGAUAGAGCUGUCUGUUGGUAAUCCCCAACAGCUGACAGGUUGUGGACGCUGGUGAUAAUCGAUGUUAAUUCUGUUAAUAAAGCUGUGGCCGUUGCCCUUACCCAUACAGAAGGUGUUGUGUAUUUAUUGGGCAACGGGUGGUGGGAGUUUUGGUCUGGGGUCAGCAGUCAUGACAUUAUGGAUUUUAUACUCUUCUCCAGUAUGGUAUGAUGUACAUUUGGUGCUUUUUUAUUUGUUUUUGCACAAGUCCGACAUGCACUACAUGAUCCGAAUUUAUAGAAUUAAUUGCCUAAUUUUUUUAUUUUUUUUGGUAAUUCGUUCGGAGCUAACAUCGACUUCAAAUUGUUGCUAAAUGUAUGUUUUUAAUGUAAAUUUGUCUCAUUGUUUUACAAAGUACUCCUAAUUUUCUCUUGUGUUUGCCGUUAGGGGUUAAUUUGUUCAGUUACAUCAUUCCAAAUGAUAUGCAUCUGUCAUAGAUUGCAGAUAAGUGAGAUAUUAUUUAACAGAGAUCGACGUUCGGCACAAAUAUACUUUGAGAAAGCCCACCCAGGGUGAUACGCAUAAGUCACUUUGUGACGACAUUCCUGGCGUUCAGGGGAGAGAUCAAGCAGCGACAUCGAUGGACGGUGAACUGAUCACGAUCUUAGCAAUUAACCUACGAACUGUAAGCCAGUCAUAUAGAUUUUAUUGUUUAUUUUAUGGAAGCUAAUAAAGUGUGGUAACUAUUUAACCACUGAAAGCUCAUUAUUUGCUUAUACUGUGAAUACACUGUGGGACCAGUUCAAGUCCCCGCAUCAGGUGAGCAGGGUACAUAGGGGGAGUGCUAUUAACCCCUUCUCACACAGUGCUGUACUAUUGGAAGUUCUAUGUGUUUCAUUCCUUAGACAUGAAUCUGGAUCAGACACAGACUCAGUGAAAAUAUACCAAUUAGGACGGAACAUAGACCAAUAUAAGAAUAUUCAACUAGGUGAGAACUCCACAUAGGGUGUAUAAGGUGGAGGUUUCUCACCUGAUGUUAUUAUACCAUUUUAGUUCUAAUCUCUCUAGGUUACCCACCUAUGUUGUAACCCUUGGAGUCCUGGAGGAUUUAGAAGGGGCUACUUUAUUUCAGUGUACACUGUAAGAACUUGGAAGCUUUAGGUUUUGUUGGUCUAUAAAUUGCAAAAUCUAGGCUUCAAAGCUGUUCUGGAAAAAAAAUCUCCAACUUUGCAAUAGUCACAGAUUGUAGCCUGCAUUUUGAAAAUUAAAUUUCAAUGUGUUACAAUUUGGAAUUCAUGGAUAACGUUGACAAAGUUAUCAGUACUUUUGUAAUUCAGUGUUAUUAAAAUGCACAGGUAAUACAAUCUAGUAGAUUUCUCAUAGACACAUACUGUAUGCUAAAAUAUGAAAUUAGUUUGUAAUGCUUUUAAUAAUCAGUUUGUAAGAGAGUCAAUAGUUUAGUUUUUUAUGUGACUGAUGUGGGGAGAGAAAAGGGGUAUUAAUACUUAAGAGUGGAAAGUGGAGAUCAAGAUACCCCAGACACUGCCACUCAAUUUAAAGUUUACAUUUAAAAGAUGCUAACAAAUGCACAGCUAUAUAUUCCUGUAUUUACUGUACGUUAGCUAAUAGAUCUUUGCCACAUCCUAGAGGUAAAAACCCUAUGUAUUGCAUUCUCACAGUAUAUUCUUAUGAAUUUGCGUGCAUACCCUACCACAAUCAAGAAUACCUUUUACAUAGAAUUUUGACCACAGAUAAAAGUCAAAUGGCCCACUCCAUCUGUCCGCUUCGCAUCUAAAAGCAGAUGCUUUAUAUUUUUAUUGUUUUUCUGCCUCUUGACAGCUGUGUGUUUAUUUCAGGUAUAACCUGAGUUCCUUCACUCUAUUAGUCUCUACUACUGCUGCUGGAUCAGGUAUUUAAUUCAUUUGCAACUUCUUCUAGAAAGUAUUUCCAAAAUUUACAUUCUGACAACUUUGACCUAACUUAAACUAAACUAACUCUUUUACAGAAAAUGUAGUUUUUUUGUGCUUUGUUAAAGCCUAUUUUUUUGCUAUCACUUUACAGAUUAAAUUGGAGUAUCCCCCUAUACAGGAUAUGAUUAUUCACAUAUUUUACAAUUGGCUAACGUCUGCUUUCAUAUGGAUCCUGUCUAGAAUCCUAAAGAUGGAAUUCUGGGAUCUGUGCUGUAUGUCAAUUACCCAAGUUCUUCUAUGUUGAAAGUCCAGAUUAAUCUUAUAAUGCAAGAUCGCACAAUGCCAAAGACAAAUGUUUGGAUAGUUACAGAAAUAACAUGAAAUAUGAAACACAUAUUAGAUAUAUAUUGACUUCUGUGUUGUUUGGAAAUGAGAAUACCUAUAUAAGGCAAUAGUACAAUAUGUACAUUAAAUAGAACAAAUAUAGAAUAAGCAAUAUCGUUGAUUAUCUGAACAGGAAAACCUCAAUGGUUUUACUUAGAUUUCUAGCAAUUGAGAUGAAAGCAUUCCGUUUCUAACAAAUCAUAUUUUUAUUCAUAGCUAAUGUGAGAAGUGAUGGGGCGGUUUGUUCCCUAAUCGGGUGCCAUAAAAAGAAGGAUAAUAGGUAAGCAACGGGUCACAAGGUUUACUCAAUAUCCUUGGUUAGUGAACCAUAUCAAGUUAUAAACUAUUAUGUUACCUGCAAAGCAAUGACACUGUACUGUGGUAGGUGCAGAAUGGGUCAUAUGUCUGAUUAUUUAAAUAACCACACUUCAAUUUUAGCCUUGUGCACAUCACAGCAGCAGCAUAAUUUCUAAUCCAACUGCUCUGUGCUUUAGAUUUAUGUCAAAUCAAUUUACCCUGAACAUUUGGAGCAUGGUCAAAAGGACCAAAAAUAUUAAAUGCUGGAUUUCUAAAAUGUACAAUAUGUUUAGCAUUGCUCUAUAUAUUGGUAUCAUUAAUCCCUUAAGGAAACAGCUUCAGAAUAUGGACUUACCUUUAAGGACACAAUAAUUUUUUGCUGUUUGUGUUAAACUGCAAUUUGCAUCUCUCUCAUUUAUUGCACCAUCACACAUUAUACACAGUUUUUUAGAGGGCAAAGGGGGCUUUAGUUUGAUGUCACAUUUACAUAUAUAAAUAAAAUAUGAAGGGGAAGAAAACAUUUAACACAGACACAGCAAAAACUGGAUAGAGGUGUUCUGUGACAAGAAUAUACAGGGUCGCACACUUGAGACCUUCAAGCCAAGAUGGUCACCGUGACAACUCAUGGGAGUUGGGCCCUCCACGAGGAGCACGUUGAGUGGAUCUUUCUUCAGUUCUGAGAACAGCACUGGGUCAGAGUCACUGACAAAACAGAGAGGCAAAUUGCAACAGCAUUACCUCGACAGCGCACUGCAAGACAAGCUUUUAGCUUCCCACUGGCAUGACUCAGCACUGCCAAGAGGCUACAAGCGAAGAAACAGAGUAGAAGGGAAAGGCGCUCUAAGACUUACUGUCACUCACCGGAGCCUUGUCACAUGAGGGAAAGCCCCCCCAGACAUAACUCACACCCUCGAGUGCCGUUAAGGCGCAGGGCCAGAGAACAAAAGCACUGGGGAGACACCAAAGCCACACACAUCCAGCCAACCCAGCAAUGGGUGUAUGCCCCAACACUUCGGCUCAAACCUACUCUACCCCGAGGGACUUGUAGAGGAGGCACCGCGGCAUACGCAUAAGCUCUUGUGCCACCGCAUCGACACCCUGUUAUACCCCUAAACGGCAUCGGUUGACAAGGGACUGGGCUUCUUGCUGGCCGGAAUUAACCUUCUCCUAAUACCCUUACAAUGCUUGAUUUUUGAAUAUCCUUAUCGCUACCACUAAAAUGUCAAACAUAAGUUGCUAACAGUUUAUUUUAAAUUUCUGGUUCACUACCGGUAGAUAGCAAGGUUGUGCUUGUAGUACUCUGAAGCCUGAUAGUUCCUACAAGUUCUCUGUCUCAGUCAUACUUAUGGAGUUCGAGCACUCUUCUGUACCCUGCUUUGACACAUAACUACUAACUACGCUACUAUUAUAAACACAAAAAAUAGUGCAGCUCAUUGCCAUGCCACACCUUAUAAUGCAACAUAUAUCGUUUUUCUAAAAUAAUGCUAAAUAUUUUCUGUCAGCAUCAUAAAUAACAAGAUGAACUAUCAACGUUCAUACGUUUUAACCCCUUCCCAGCAUGGCGGGGAAACUGUUAACGUUGAAUGACUGACCGGGUCCAUCAUCGCGGGGUUAACGCUCCUCCGGUCUGCCUCUGUAUUAGAGGCAGAUCGGGAGCACCCGAGUGCGCUGCCCCUGCAGCAGUGAUCGCUCUGACAAGCUGUCAGAGCGAGCACAUGUGCUGCAGGGACUCACUAUCUGCCUCCCUGCUCUUCCGUGUUGUGUGUGAAGUGCAGGGAGACGGAUCAGUGAUGAUCUACGUCCCCUGUAAAAAAUAAAGUUAGUUUAAAAUCCCACCUCCCUUUACCUAUUUUAAAUAAAAAUUAACCCCUUCCCUGCCAAUUGAUCACUGACUACAGUGAUCAAUUGACAGGGACUAUAUUUUACUGUGAUUUGAUUUUUUUUUUUUAAACUUUAAAUUAAAAGCCAUUCCGUUUUUUUUUUCAAACUUUAAAUCUUUACGCUGUGCCCAUGUCCCAUUUUAAAGUUUGAAAAAAAACUGGAAUGGCUGUGUCUAAAAUGUGCCCCUCCGAUGUCCACAUAUACCUAGCAAAGGUACAUACGGGGCUAUUGCUGUACUCAGCCAACAUAGCUAAGAAACAUAUGGAGUAUUAUACAGUCGUAGCACACAUACAAUUUGCAAAAUAUACUGUGCAAACUCACUUUGUGUGUUAAAAAGGCAGAAAAAAUGCUCAUUACCACUACACUUGGUACAUGCUAGCGGAAAACAUUAUUCCACGCUAAGGUUCAAAAUAUGCCUUUUGAAAUACCCUGGGAUGUCUUCUUUAAGAAAUGGUAUGCCUUUAUGGUGUAGUUGUAAUAUGUAGCCUGUUCAAGUGCUCCAAAGUGGGACACAGACACAUCAAAACCCUCCAUGAAAAUUCACACUUAAAAACCUGAACUUGUCAUGUCUCUUUUACAGCACUGUAACUUCACAAAAUAGUGUCUAGGUCAUACAUUGAGCAUAUUGUUUUACUCAGAAGAUGUAACUGAGUAUAAUUUGGGGAUUUGUAUGACAGUGGCACAUAUUAAGUGUAAGAGAUACUCAGCAAAAAUGCAACAUAUAUGUAAAAAUACAAUCCCUCUCCCCCCCCCCCACAACAAAUAUUGACAUAAGUUGGUGAAACAAUGGUGACAAGUUAAGGCACAAUAUACACCAUAUAAGAUACCCUGGGGUGUCUGCUUUAUCAAAUGAAAGCCGUUUGUGGGGUUAUUUGAACAGUCAGAUUGCUAUAAUACCCUAAAAUGAGACAUAGGCCCGUCAAAUCCAUCUACUAAAAUUCUAACUAUAGAAACUACUGAAAUAGCCUUGUCUCUUAUAUGGCACUGUAGCUUUACAGAAAAGUGCCAAAGGCAUACAAUGGGGGUAUUGUUAUACUCCGCAGAUGUAGCUGAACACAAUAUGGGGUUCUGUGCAGGAAUAGCACACACCAGCUUUACGAAAUACACAUUAUAUUUGUAUAUGCCAAAAUAAAGAAAAAACUAUUUUUUAGUCCAAUAUUUAGCAGAGAUUGGCGAUGAAAUGGCUACGUAAAAAGUGUCAAACUAACCUUAGGUAAAUAGCCUGUGAUGUCUACUUUAUAUAAAUAUAUACUUUUGUAUGGCAAUUUUUGUUUUCUGUGAUGGCUACUAAACCUACAAGACAAACAUACCAAAUUCUAAAAUUGUUGCAAAUUGACAUUUUAUUUUAGUCCUUGUAUUUUGUGACCUGUAGCUUUCAAAAUAAACUGAAAUCCUAUAGAUAUGAUGUACUCUAUAAAUCAAGACACAUAAAUAAAUUUAUUUUGAAUUACUUUUUCUAAGCUGGACAUAUUAUGCACACACUAUUAUUGCCAAAACUGUGAAAUUCUUUUAUUUUAUUUUUUUUAUUUUUUUUAUUUUUUGGCAUUUUUAUAUCAUUAAUGAGAAUGUAUCUAUGUAUAUGUGACAUCAAAUUAAAGCCCUGUUUGCCCUCUAAAAAAUGAUAUAUAAUGUGUUGGUGCAAUAAAUGACAGAGAUGCAAAUUGCGUUUGAAUACAAACAGCAAAAAAAUGCAAAAAUGGCUUGUGUCCUUAAGUGUAAAACAAGCUUCUGAAGCUGUGUCCUUAAGGGGUUAAGUGAUCACAUUUAUUUUUUUCAGAAUAAUCUCAAUCCCAACAGAGGGCGCUCUACAGCAAUGUCCCAUUCAUGCAAGAGAAAUGUGCAAAACAUAUGUCUGUGUGUGUUUAUAUAUAGAGAGAGAGAGAGAUGUAUAUAUAUUAUAUACUAAUUAUGACACAAAUUACCAAAAAUAUCAGCUUAACAGCAACUGUGUAUAUAUAUAUAUAUAUAUAUAUAUAUACUCACACACAUUUGCUGUGGAGUUGGAAUUUGUCCUGAAGAGGUACAUUCAUAAUUAGUAUCCCCUUUGCUCGCUUUGCUCAUGGCUACUAUGGUUUUACUUUGCUCAUUCUUUGUUUUGUAAUAUUGUUAAUAGUAUUCCAUAAAUAUUUUAUAAUCCCUUGAUCAGCUGUUUUGUAAUGAUUAUAGCCAUUACAAUGACAUAAGCUUGGAAACACAGCAGCAUUACAAUAUGCGUUGACAGAAGGGUAAAAUCUUUAAGUCAUAAAAAAGGUGUUUGAUUUGGUUUAGUUUUUUUCGGAAAAUGAGAAAAUACGUCGCCAAAGGCUGUUCUGUAACUGUCCUUAAAUGGACACCCAAGACCCAUAAAGCACUUUAGCUUGCUGUAUGAAGAGUUUCUCCUCUUUUUUUUUUUUUUUCAUUUUGCAAAAAGUGCAGAUUUCAAUAAAAAUUGACACUUUUAUAAAUUAAAGGAUCACUAUAGGGUCAGAAACACAAACAUGUUUUCCUGACCUUAUAGUGCUGCAAACCCACCGUUUAGGUGGCUUGCCCCCCCUACGCCCCCCCCCCGUUAGUCCCCUUAUAAAAGAAAAAAAACUCACCUUAUUUCCAGCGCUGCGCAGGUCUGCCAGCGCUGGCUCCACCCCCUUUGUGAGAUCAUCAAAAUGGCAGAUUUUUAGCCAAUUCAAUGCUUUCCCAUAGGGAAAGCAUUGGACUGGCUAAAAUCUGCACGGGGAAUCAAUAUGUCUCUAUGAGUAAAAUUCAGCGUCUCCAUGCAAAACGUGGGGACGCUGAACAGCAGGGCUGCUUACUGUGCAGCCCUGAGCCAGGAAGCCCCUCCAGUGGCCAUCUAAGGUGUGGCCAAUUGGAGGUGUCCCUAGAGGCAAUGUAAACACUGCCUUUUCUCUAAAAAAAAGUCUGCAGUGUUUACAUGAAAAUGCCUGCAUAUAAUGAUUAUACUCUCCAGAACAACUUCAUUAACCCCUUAACCCCUUCAGGACGGAGUCAAUAGUACACGUUCUGAUCAAAACAAAACGUAAAUAAAAACUGGAAUUCGCGCUAUAUGUCUGUUCAACCGUUAUUCACCUCUUCCUUUCAUAUUAAAUGCACCCACACAUAUUAUAUAUAAUUUUGUUCAGGAGAAACAGGGCUUUCAUUUCAUAUCAAAUAUUUAGCUAUGAAACAUAAUUUAUUAUGAAUAAAAUUAAAAAAACUGUGAGAAAUUUUAAUUUUUUUUAAAAAUGUGUAGUUCCGUCUAACAUUUUAGCUGUAAAUGUCAUAAUACUUUUAGGGAUAUAUCUCCUAAACAGUGAUUUUUAUUAAUUUUGUAUUUGGAGUGUCCAUUUAAACCACAACUUCUAUCAAUUUAAAGUUGAAUAUAAGGUUAAGGAUAGUAAUACGUUCAGCAACAUUUUGACCAACUCUGCCUGACGAUUACUUUAUAGUUUUUAAAAUUCUAAACAAGUUGAAACAAAAGUAGGAUUGGGCAAACUUUUGGCCUGACUUAGGGAUACAUCACAUUGAAACUGGUCAUCUAGUCUAAAUUAAGUGGUACAGAACCGAUCUUGCAAGAUUAUCUCCAUUGUAUAAAUAUUUGGGUAGAUAUAAAAUUAAUAAUGAUAUAUGAUGAUAUAUGCUAUAAUUAUAUAUUCACUCUCUACUGCCCUAUGUUACUUUUGUAUAACAUGUUAUUUUUAAUUUUUUAAUUUUAUUAUUAUGUAUGAUUUUGUUAUUCACACGCCUUCCAACAUUUCAAAUGAACAAAAAAAGAGACACUUUAAUUGAGUGAAGGUGUGGCAAGGGACAGGCUGUUCUGAGAAAUUUUAGGUGACAUACUAAUAACAAUUUAUGCAACUAAAAUGUCAUUUAGAACAAGAACAAUGUAUCUUAUUUACACAGAUUGAGUUCUAAACACAUUUAUUAUCGUUUAAAGACACAUUACAGGGAGUAUUAUUGCUGUGGAGCCCUGCUAUGCACUUAGACACACCAAUAAUAUGAAGCUCCUAGAAAAGAGGGACAUUAGGAUAUAGAAAUAUAGAAUGUGACGGCAGAUAAGAACCAUUCGGCCCAUCUAGUCUGCCCAAUAUUUCUAAAUACUCUCAUUAGGUCUUAUCUUAUAGUUAGGAUAGCCUUAUGCCUAUCACACGUAUGAGCGGAAUUAGCAACAAUCUAAUCUGCUCCAUUUGGACUGACAAAUGUAUCUUAAAUUUCAAGUAUAAUCCAAUGGCUACACAAUGCAGUCGCUUUCUAGAAAACAAAAUAGCAUUUCUUAAAUUUGUAUGAACAAUGGAUAAAAAACAAAACAACCUAAUCUGAUGACAUUUGGCUCUACAAACUAGUGUCUUUCCCAACUACAUAAUUAAGUCAUAUAUCCUUUGUGGAGACAUCAAUUCUUCAAAGUUAGCAAUAAACACUAGGAAACAACACAUGUAUUUUGUCAGCUGAUACUUAACAACCAAUGUGCCUUUGAUAAAGUAAAGUAGCAUUUAAAUUGCUUUAAAAAGAAUCAUCAGCAGGAUACCUUUACUGGGUUUAAGGGACAUAGCCAGAGCCAGCUUACACUACCACCAGGGUUAUUCAGUAAAAGUGAAUAUUUCAACGAAGUGUGAAUUCAAAGUUAAUUUCAAAUUUUAAAAGAAGACCCCUAAGAACCAUAAACACUACAGUCCAUUUUAGUACAGUUUGAAAACUUACCUGUGUUACAACAAAUGCUGGCACUGCAUCAACCACAUCCAGUCUUUCCAGAUUGCUCUAUAGAGCAAAGCAUUGACAAUGCAAGACCAGUCUGAUUGGCUGGGAGCAUCAGCUGAGUGUGCUCAUGCAAUGUACUGCAUUGCCUUGCUUUACUCCUGAUGUGGCUGAUUAUUAUGAUUAUUUAUAUAGCGCCAACAAAUUCCGCAGCGCAAUUCAAUGGGUGGCGUAACAACAAAGGGGUUAAAGGCCCUGCUCAAUGAGCUUACAUGCUAGAGUGAGUGGGGUACAGUGACUCAAAAGGUAGCGGUAGAAAAAUAGGUUGGUUGGAUAGUAUUCACUGAAGACUUCGUGUUUUUUGUUUUUUGUUCUUUUAUGACUGAUGUGAUGUGGCUGCCCAAUAGAAUCCAGGUUAGUUGGCAAACCAUACAAAAAUAGUUAGACAUCUUACAUUGGAACAGUGCAUUCCUGGCAGCAUAAUCACUGCCGUGGGCUGUAGUGGUUAUAGUGCUUAGAGUGUUCCUUUAAGCUAAAACAGACAGAUUGACAAAAUUCUCCCCGUCAACUAUUAUUACAGUUCGACAAUUUUGGUCUUAAGUUUAAAUAACAUUUGAAAUUAACUUUGAUUUCCCUAUCAAUUUCCCUAUCAAUCACGCAAAAACAAAUGUUGAUUAUGAAGCAAAAAAAUGAUAUAAUCUACAGUCUGCAUAGAAUACUAAAUACUGAAAGGAAACCACAAUCCAUUUUUUUGCUGCAGGUACAGAAACAACAUGCAGCCAUAAGUCACAUUAUAUAUCAUUAGGGUCUGCAUAAAGGGAUUUUUAUUUUACAUCAAUCAUAUUAUAUUAAAUGAUAAAAUGACGUUGAACUUUAUUCAAACUCUGGAACUAAAUGUAGGGAGCAACAUGGAUAUCAUUAAAACAUUAAAACUAUCUUAAAUAGAACUUCAGGGGACACUGAAAGAAUCUGGACAACAACACAUUUACAAACCCAGUAGUUCCAAUAAUAAUUCAUAUGAGGUGAUUUUCCUCCAGCUGUCACUCUUGCAGUCAAUUUCCUACUCAUCUUCCCAAAGUAUCCCUUGUGAUACACUUUCUUGCUUGCUAUUUUAUUUCCUUUAUUACUUUUAUGGUCAUCUGUCCUAUAUAUGACAUCCAUCUUGUGAUUAAAAAUCAGGAUGCACUCCCUUCUUUUAAUCCAUCUCCUAAUCCACAUUAUUACUUUUCUCUUGUCUUUAUUUGGCAUCCAUUCACCUGUUGUGUCUGUCUUGUGUACUCUUGCUUCCCUUUUUGCACUCACGGUCACCACAUCCACUGGUUAGGUUCCUAUCUUCACGUUUAACUGCACAGAGUGUAAAAACUGAAACAUCUACACUGACAUCUCCCAGUAACUGGCCACAGCGAAUCAGCUAACCUUGUCUGGUCCUGUACACAAGGGUCUAAUAGUAAAGGAGUUAUGCAAUCAGGAACAUUCGCAAUAACCAACCAUGCAUAAUGUGAUUCCUACGAUUUGACUAUGUUCUCUAAUUUAAUUUGUAACAAUAUUUCAUGCCUAUCCCGGGGUAGGAAGGGGAAGGGUGACUAGCGUAUUCCUUAUGUUGACUGGAAGCUGUUGGAGAUGCUCUAAAAUGUCUACUGGCACGGUACUGCUGGAGUGAGACACGAAUGUGCAGGUCCUUUGCUUAUUCUGUGAGUUUAUGCUUUGUUUGUUAACCCCUGAUUUAGCCCUAAACUGAGUUACUGGGAUAUUUCUUAGAACACUGCAGUAUCUAAGGCUUAGCAGGCUGCAAGAUUAUGAUGAGGAUACACUGUGUACUCUGGAGGAGAUUAUAAAUGGCUGCACUGCUUUAUGAAAUAGUGGUCAGGACAUUCCUGGGUGGGUGUCAGUGGCAAUAGAGUUGAGAGUAUUAGGCACGUCAAGAUCCCCGUACGCAGGGAUAAAUGACAGUUGAAAAACAAAAUAUGGUCCAGACAAUCAUGGUUCACAGAAUAGGUAGAUAUAUUGGGAGGGUGUACAGCUGAUUGCUAUUUGAACCUUGAGUGCCGGGACAAUCUUUUGUCUUUCGUUUGAGGUUUGGCCUACCUCAAGUCCUGUUGCACCCUGGUUACCAAAGGAGUGCAGUGUCCCCCUGUUUCAUCUGCAUGGAUAAACUAUGUCACACCAUGGGACCCCAGCAGUCUCCAUCUGUCUAAACCACUGUGUGUAGGACCAUCCAAACAGAGAUCUGUGAGCUUUGUGCAAUAAAGGCCAUUGGGAAAAAGGAUGCUAGAUAUCUCAUGAUAAAUGCACAAUAAAGACAUUCACUCAGUAUGCAGUCAAUUAGAUUAUACACACAAGAUAAAAAGGUUAUCGUAGCUAAAGACAUUUUAAUAAUGCUCGACUUCACUAAAGGGAGAAAAAAGGAAGUUUCUUCAGAAAGGAGAAGUUUAAUACUUUGCAAUAUAGUUACCCAAAAGGAAGCAAAAAUACUAAUAAGAAAGUCUCAUAUCUAGAGAAAAUAUCAGAACACAGAAACCAUCAGUGCUGCAGGCUCCGAAUAAAAGGUGGGUUUCAUAAUAUGCAUGAAUGUCAAUCACUAGGAGAGAACGUGCCUUGAUGUCUAAAACGAUUUCCUUUUAAGAUUAACUUACAAUUGUUACACAGUGACACAUUCUUUUUAAUACAUAGAGUGCUUCCUAUUAAUAUCCUAUCUGACGACUAAUCAGUAGGUGUUGAGCACUGACCACCUCACUCCGGAGAGUCAUGUUGUGGGCACAUGAGCUUCCCUUGCUUAUCCUUCAGUGAAUGAGGCUUGUUUUCAUAUCAGUUCUUAAUAGGAGAUUUAAAUAAGGUAUUUUGCUCCUGUUUUGUAUUUUUCUCCCCACAUUUCUGCCUUAGUUGCUAUAAAUCACGCCAUAUUUAUAGCCUUUUUGUUGUGGCUACUUUUUUUUUGUAACUUGGGCCAUUGAAUUUCACUGUACUUUGAUCAUGUUUACAGCAUUAUUCAUUAAAGUGAAAACUGAAUUUCAAAUUUAAGGCCAAAUAAUCGAAAUGGAAUCAUAAAGGACUUUUUUUCAAGUUUUGCUAUCUUGGGCUUAAAUUUGAAAUUCAUUUUUAAUUCUCAAUGUUCGUGAAUAACACUGUGAGCACAUUGGUGUUGCAUGAUUGCAUAACUUUCCAUCUUCACUGAUCAGUACCCGAUGUCAGGACAGGUCAAUAUUUAACCUCCUUUAUUGUAAAAUGGGGCUUUUAUCAAUUCCCACUGACAUUUUAUUAUUUAUUUCAACUUUUUUUUUUAAUAUGUCGGCAGGCUAGCAAAUACUGGCCAGCCACCAUAUGAUUAACCAUCAAACUGCCAAGUGUUAUUUAAUUAGCACUGACAGCAGGCUGGAUCUGGAUCUCUAAUAUUAUUGAAAGCUGUGCUUUGUGAAACUUCAGAAUCCAAUACUUUGUGUAGGACUCGGAUGUAAAAGACAUAGAUUUUAAUCUGGACACCGAAUGCAUCUGGGUAAUUUUUUUUGGCCGACUGAAUACUGGCCGUAUUUGGCUUUAGUAUACUAUUUAGCUGUCGAUUCGGUUAAUUCCGAUAGCAUGCGCUGAAAAGCGCUUUGAAUCCCACUGGGACAAAGGCGCUAUAUAAAUACAAAUUAUUAUUAUUAUUAUAGUAUGUAUGAGAACUGAGGUCAGAAUCAGGUAAUUUUCACCAGAUUUUGUUAGGGAAUAACCCUGUACAUAUGUGCACUUCUCUUGAAAGUACCAAGGUGCUAACAAUAAACAAAUACUAAAUAUUUUAGGGACUUCUGAAUGACUGUGUGGAUGUGCAGACAUGAGAAAGCAAUAGUAUUAGAUUCCUAUAAAGCCUGGCUAUAAAAAUAAUUUGUAAUUAUAAUGUAACCCUACAAUCAGCCAGAUCAGGUAAAUCUCCUUGCAAUGCAGUUUGCCUACUCUUAUCAUCCCUACCAUACCACAACUAAAUAAUAGAAAUGCCUAAUCCAAUUCAAUUAUCCCUUUCACCCUAUCAGUUCCUUUUCCAUCUUAUACAAUCAAUCCAUUGGUUCAUAUUAGUCCCAGUUCUUCAACAUUAAUCUUCCUAACUUCACAACACCCAAUAUCAACAUGGCAUCACUCUAAUUCAGCAUCCACAAUCUCCAAUUUGGACCUUACAAACACACUCCAAGCACCAUAACCAUUACAGUGUACUGUAAUAAUGGUGUUAAAGGUGUCCUGGUGCUGCCCAAUGUAAGUAGUCAAAAAAUGUUUUUGAGCAAAUUGACCUCUUACCUGGGCCCAGACGAAUGUCACGCCACACCUUCUCUCUGCAGAUAGGAGAGCUGGAAGCUCCCAAUUAGCUUUCCUGAGAUACCUCAUUGUCUGAACCACCAGGCUUACAGCUUAACUUAGAGAGCUACAGUGGGUAAAGGGCGAUAUAUAGGGCUAUAGUCGAUGAAGGGAGCAGCACCUAGUAGAUGCCAGGUAAGAAGUCAAACCAUUCUAAAAUGGCUAGACUACUUACAUUGUGGGGGAGGUGCCAGGACACUCCUGGCACACAGUAGUGGUUAUGGUGUUUUGUGUUUCAUAUCUGCCCUCAAGUUCUCACUUGCUUUUUUCACUUGAACUGUCUUCCUCCAAUGCUCUAAGACAACAUAUGUCUAAUUAGAGAAUAGCUAAUUGUGGAUAAUGAAGGCAGCAGUACAGCUCUAACCCUAUUUACCAUUCUACCUUAUGUCAAUGAUGCCUGGACUUUUCAGAAAUGCAAAAAAAAAAAAAAGAAGAAAGGAGAAGAAAGUUUAGACAAAUUCUCCCAUUGUCAUAAAAGCACAUUUAUCUGUGUAUUUAAUAUCCACACAUAAGUGCUUUAUGUCUAUCUUGUCUUGUAUUUGGAUUAAAGGAUACCUCUUGCAUUCCACAAAUCCAUGUAUAAUGAAUGGGUUCCACAAAAGAGGAGAUCAAGUCCACGUCUGUUUAAUAAUGAGGGGGUACUACCAAUGGCUAACCCUAAAAGGAACUAAGGUAAACUGCAGCAAAGAAUCCUUGGAAAAAUUAUUUUCAUAUUAUCUCUCCAAGCAUCUUAAACAUUUACAAUCCCUCCUCCAAAUAUAGAAUGAGGGAGAAGUUGGGAAAGCAGUACCCUCGUGCAUUCUAGGUGUCUUUUGGUUCCUACGUUACUAGCUCCCAUUAAAGGUCACCUAAAUUAUGAGGGAAGAAGAGGACCAAGGCACAAUGACAUGGGGGAAUUACUCCCAUAUUUUAUUUGGGAUGUUAAAGGGAUACUAUAGUCACUAAAACAACUUAAUGAAGCAGUUUUUGUGUAUAGAUCAUGCAUCUGAUGUUUCACUGCUCAAUUCUCUGCCAUUCAGGAGUUAAAUCAUUUUUAUUUCUGUUUAUACAGCCUCAGCCACAACUCCCCUGGCAGUGACUCACACAGCCAGCAUGAAAAAAAAAGUAAUUUUCAAUCAGAUGUUAACAUGCUUUAGAAGUUUUUAUCUCAUACUCUGUAAUGUGAACUUUAAUCACACACAGGAGGAUCGUGCAGGGUCUAACUCGUUAUUAACAUUGAAGGAGAUAAGAAAUUCUAAAUUAAUAAGAAUUUGCAAUAAAGUGUAAACAUUAGAUCUUACUUUUCAGGUGUGUUUAGGAAGGCUGUGUAAGUCACAUGCAGGGAAGUAUGGCUAAAACUGCAUAAACAAAGUAACACCAUAACAGCAGAGAAUUGAGAAGUGAGAUUGAAUGAUGAUGAAUCAUGAUCUAUACACCAAAACUGCUUGGGUUGUUUUGGUGCGUAUAGUGUCUCUUUAAACUAGGUGCUUUCUAGUUAGUAUUGACUGCCUCAUCAAAACUAUAUACUACUACUACUAUAUAUUUAUACAAAGUCACAAUAUACAAGGCUGGUGGCACAUGUUACAAACACCAUAAUGCCUAAAUUAUACAUAGGAAUAAUUACAUCCCUGAUGUAAUUAUUACAAAUUUUAUUUAUAUUGUAGAGUUAACAAAUAGUACUAAUAAAAUAUAUAUAUAUAUUUAAAAAUGUGUCUCUGAAUUAACAAAUGUGUUGGCAGAAAAGAAACAGAAUUGUAUGCGCUAAUGUUGUUUUUCAACAUUACAACUUGAAAACCAACAUUACAACUUUACAAUUGCCAUUUACAACAUAGACUGUCUGAAAAGUUACUCUACAGAAUUUAUAUAUUUAAUUUUAUUUUUAAUAGGCACAGGGCACUUCUACUUCAUCUUAAAAUAUACAUCACAUUAAGCAACAAAUAAAAUGAAAAAUAUCAAUACACAUAAUUAUUUGAUAAUAUGCAUUUAAUUUUUAUUUUGUUGUUACAGCUAUGAAUAACACUACAGGGUCACUAACUCCCAAACAUUGUGUACGAGACACCAGGAUCACAGAAGUUGUGUUUCCAGUUCUAUAUACCAUUAUAUUCUUGCUUGGAAUAAUUCUGAAUAGUAUAUCCCUUUGGAUUUUCUGCUACGUUCCGAGCAACACAGUUUUCAUUAUUUAUCUGAAGAACACAUUGGCCGCGGACUUCAUCAUGACGUUGACGUUACCAUUCAAGAUUCUUACAGAUUCUGGGCUUGUAUCUUGGAAACUAAAAAUGUUUGUUUGUCGUUUCUCAGCAGUGAUAUUUUAUGAAACUAUGUAUAUCAACAUCAUACUUCUUGGACUUAUAGGACUUGACCGUUUUCUAAAGAUCAUUAGACCACUAGGUAGAACAUGGAUGGAUAAAACCUUUGUAGCCAAGCGAAUCUCCAUAGCAGUGUGGCUUAUUAUGUUUGGACUCUCACUUCCAAACAUGAUCCUCUCAAAUGAGAAGGCAACACCACAAAAUGUUAGGAAAUGUGCUAAUCUAAAGAAUCCAUUGGGUCUCAAGUGGCACGAAGCAAUAAAUUACAUAUGCCAGUUUAUUUUCUGGUCUGUUUUUCUCUCCAUGAUCAUAUUUUAUACAAUAAUUACAAGGAAGGUUUACAAGUCAUUUACCAAAUCAAGGAGUAAAAAUUGCUCUACAAAGCGAAAGACUAAAGCCAGAGUUUUUAUCGUGGUGGUUGUGUUCUUCUUGUGUUUCGCACCAUUUCACUUCUCACGGAUUCCUUACACAUUUAGUCAAACAGGGAUCAUAAAAGAUUGCUACCUUCAAAACAAACUGUUCAUUGCUAAAGAAAUUACCCUAUGGAUAGCAACCACCAAUGUAUGCAUGGAUCCUUUAAUAUAUGUCCUUUUGUGCAAGCCAUUUAGGAAACUGAUAAUGAAGUUAUCUGUCACCAGGAAUACAAGUCUGGAAACACAAAUGAACAAUGAAUCCACUGUGUAACCUAACAACCUACUAGGCUACACAAGUGCUAAUUUCCUGACCACGGCUCACUUUAUGAUGAUAGAUACAGAGGCAUGCAUUUUGCAUCUACAUAUCUAACUAAAAUCAUUAGCCAACCCCUAGUGAAUGGGUUUUCUAAAGAUAGAAUUAUUACUUCAUGAAGUUGAAUAUUCCACAAUUUGACUUGUAUAAAAAAAACAGAGCUUGAUUACAGUUGCCUAGGGCCUUCAGCAGGAUACCAGAUCAUGACCCCCUCUUGGAGCCCUGGACUAUUUCCUGUUAGUGCUGUUUGUAGUGGCACAGGGUUGAAUGUGUGGGGGAGACUGAUUGUUGUGAGUGUGUAAUAAUGUGUGUAGUGUAUUAGUAUUGUGUGUGUGUCUGUGUAGGAGGCUGAGCACUGUAUAGGAGGAGUCUGUGUGUGUGUUUGUUGAUUGAGUGUUGUGUUUGUGGGGUUGGAUGUGCUAAGUGGUGUCUAAGUUGGGUGGGAAGUUUGGGUGAGGUGUUUUUCAUUUUCCCCUUGCUCCUUACCUUGUUGCUGGAAGGGGGGUGUUAUCCCUGGUGGUACAAUGGAGCUGUGGAUGGGUAUGCACCAGUAUCUGGUGCAGUUCACUAUAAGAGCUCCCUUACGGUUUCAGCGGUUUUGCAAUGAUUUACAGGCCGCAGAACUCUGAGCUCCUUGUAAAUUAGUCUGCACUCAAGGUUCAAACUACAUUACUCCCUCUAUGAAGUAAAGGGGUGCGGGGCUCAGCAAAGAGACCUAUUUAACUCCCUGCCAGCUCAGAGUGGGUACCCUCACAUGCACGCCUCUGUGUGUACUAGGCUCUAAACAGCAGGCUAUAUGGCCUAAUGGGUUAUCUGGCUAUGCAAAAAAACAACAUAUAUAAUCAAAGUUUUAAUGAAAGGCGUGUAAUGCAUAUAAUUUUCCUGAACAUGUUUCUUAACUUAUGGUCACUUUAUCAUAAUUAGCAUAUUAAUAAGGGGAUAAUCAAAAUUGACACUUCUAGACAUCAUUAUACAAUGUCCCGAAGCAAAUUGAAGAUGAAAUAAGAUAAUAUCUACAGGGUUAUUUACUAAAUUGAGAAUUUAAGGUGAAUUCAAAGCACUUUUUAAAUUUAAGGACAGUGUAGCUGAACAAAAAGCAAAGCUGACUUCUAGAAUUUUUUUAAAUUUAUGCUAUUUUGACCUUCAAUUUGAAAUUCACUUUGCAUUUUACCUUGAAUUCUCACUUUAGUGAAUAACCCUGCUAGUGUUGAAAAUGAAAAACAGCAUUUGUGACAGAACAUUUUUAUUUUCAGAAUAUUUCUAAUUUUAUAAUUAAAUGAUUGCUAGUUGUAUUUUUUUGUUAUUUACAAUAUUAAAUUUUAUUUAAACAAAAUAUUAUAGUGUACUUGUCAUACAUAAAAGUGUAUUCGAUUUAAAAUGGGUCCCUCCCUCACCUAUCAAUAUAACUAUUUAACACAGAGUCUGUAUAGAUCGCUGGACUGAAAAAAUUUACCCUCUUAGAGGCAGUUCUCCCACUCUCCUGAACAGCAACCACAGCGCAUGCACUGUGGUUUCUAUGUUUUCUCCUUAGCACUUCAAGCACUUGCUAGUAACGAGUAAGCAUCCACAAUGAAGUCACCAUGUAAACUUCAUAGAGGAUGGUUUCCAAGCUUGUCCCCACGAAAGACAAAUCAAAACUAAAAACCUUAUAGUGAAUUUAUGAGUUAUCUCUAUGGUUCAAAGAUAAGCAUAAAAGCAACCCAGCUACCGUUGAUAGAGGAUGGAAACUUUACCAUGGCAACCUGCGGUCCCUUUCUGCCAAGGGCCCAGACAUUUGUGUGUUAAAGAAGCCUUUGGAAAAGCUGUAAUAAGGAGAGUGAAAUACUGAUUGAAGUGCCAGACAAAUUUCACAAAGCAGGUCUUUGGAAAAAUUAAUACCAGCACAGUAGCCUGAAAUAGAUGAUUGACAAAAAAUGGACAACUGACAUCUAUGUAUUUUGAUAACUGAUCUGCAAAACACAGCUAGUUCUCUGCUUUUAUGAAAACCAGAAAGUACUAAUUUAUUUGGGAAGUAAGGAGGGCUAAGGAAGUUGCUAAUUGUGUUGUGCAACACCCUUUUUCCAGGGUUGGAUCCAGAGCCCAAACUCUGGAAGGGCACUGCUGGAUUUUGUGACAAAUUCAAAACGUGGACACAUACAACCACACAAAUACAAAUGGUCAAGUUUACCCAGUGGCGUACUAAGGGGGGGGCAGAGGGGGCGGUCCGCCCCUGGUGCCAGCAUGGUGGGGGGUGCCAUGACCAGGAGCGCCAGCCCCCCCAUGCUGCAGCCGCCCGAGCGCUCUGCAGAGAGCCUCAGGCGACUGCAGCUUUGCCCGCCCGGGCGCAGCCUGAGGAGAGGGGCUGACAGGAGGGAGCACUCAGCGCUCCCUCCUGCCACUCCCUCCCUGUAGCGUGGCCGAGCGCUCUAUUGGUCCGCGGGUACAGGGAGCAUCUGUCUCCUGUACCCAGCCAGACUAACAAGAAGUGCACACCAGUACAGCUCACACAAGCAAACAGCUGAUAAACUGGCCGCACGGAGGAAAAGUGUAUGUGUGACUGUCUGCCUGUGACUGUGUGUGUGACUGUCUGUCUGUAACUGAGUGUGUGACUGUCUGCCUGUAAAUGUGUGUGUGGGGCUGCAGGGAUUUUGUAGAAGGGGGCAGGGGUUUGGUAUUGGGACAGGAGUCUUUAUAAGGGGGGAUAAGCAGGGGAUUUGUGGAAGGGGGUUGCGGGGGUUUUGUAGACGGGUCAGUACAGGAUUUGUAGAAGGGGCAGGACAGAGGUUUUGUAGGAGGGGCGGGGCAGGACAAGGGUUUUGUAGGAGGGGCUGACAGCGGUUUUGCAAAGUUUACAAAUUGUAAAAAAAAAGAAAGAAAACCUUUAACAUUUUUUACAGGUUUUUUUUUUUUUUGGGGGGGGGGGGGGCAAGCACAGGAUCCGCCCCGGGUGCCAAAUGCUCAAGGUACGCCCCUGAGUUUACCAAUAUGUUUACAGUGACAAAUCGUUACACAUAUUUAGGCAUGACGAUUCUGCUAUGACACUGACUCUUGCCCUACUUCCUUUCUGACAAACCCCAAAUUUGUUAUUUCCCCUUUCCUCUGUAUGGUUAACAGGCUUAACAAGCGGUAGCCCUAGCACUUUUUUUUUUUUUUUAACACCUUGGAGAAGUCAUUUUAGAAGAGUCUGAAGAUCCUGCUGCCAGCCAGACAUGAAUUCUUCGGGCUUCACGUGAGGAGCAUUUCCCUUAGUGCUCGCCAAUGGAUAAAACAUACAGUCACAAGAGUUACUUGCGAUAAUUUGCAGUCUGAUUUAACACAGUUCUAUGUGAUAAAAUGCUCUCUUUCUGUGAUUGCAAAUAAAAAACAUUUUCACAUAAAUAGAGAACUGAAAUUAUUGCAUAAACAAAUUUUAUGAUUUAGUGGUGGAAAUUAUUAGUGACUUCCCCCCAGUUUUGACUGUGAUACAUUUUGGGCCCCCUAUGUACUGUUUCUAUGGUCACCACUGAGGCUAAUCCAAACAAUAUGAUUAAGAGAAUGUACCCAUCUUGUCUAUAUUGCACAAAAUGUUUCCAUGCUCACUUAAUUCACCACAAUUUCCUGUUUUUUUUUGUUUGUUUUUUUAAACACUUAACCAUAAACUUAGAAAAAAAUCAGUGUACAUAAUCAGUGUUAGAUAUAUUUGCUGAGAUCAUGUGUGGUAAGGCUAACUUAAAUGGCUGUUUUGCUGUAGAGGUAUGAAACUGGUACAUGCAAGGCCGGUGCAAGGACUUUUGGCUACACAAGUUUCCUCCAAAAAAAAUGCAUCUUCACCUGUGUGUCCCUUAAUUUCCCUCUGGAAUUUCUUAACCUCUUUUGUGUUUCUUCCCUAUUUUUUUUUCUUACACUUCCCUUUAGUAAAUCUUACACCCCGUUUGUUUUUCCUGUAUGUCUCUUACACCCCCCCUUUAUGUCUCUUACUUUCCUCUAGCCCCUUUGUGUGCCUCUUACUCACCCAGCUCUUUUUGUGUGUAUCUUUCUCCCCCCAGCUCCUCUGUGUGUCUCUUUUUCCACUUCCCCAGCCUCGAUGUGGGUCUCAUCUACUCCCCCAGCACCUUUGUGUUUCUCUCUCCCCUUACCCAUCUCCUCUUUGUACCUCUUCCCCUAGCCCUUUUUGUGUAUAUCCUUCUCCCUACCCCCCCCCCCUCUAUAUUUCUUUCACCCCCUUGCCCCUUUGGUGUGUCUUUUUAUCCCCUUUCCAGCAUCUCUGUAUAUGUAUUACCCCCGCAUCUCGUCUCUUUCCACCCCCAGCACCUCUGUGUCUCUUUGUCUCCACCCCCAGCCCGUCUAGGUGUGUCUCUCCACACAAGCACAUGUCUCUCUCUUUUGUAUCUUCCUCAUGCCAUCCUGUGCCUGCUCGCAAUUUUGUUUAGCAUGGCAGACUGCAGUAGAGGAACUUCUGUAAACCUGUACCCAGACUGACAGGAAGCUGUCCGGCGCUCCCAGUGAGCACUUUGUGUCAGACUUGGUGGAGGAUACAGAAGUUCCUCUAUUAUGGUCCGCUUCGCAACACUACAAGGAUUGACAGGCUGCAUGUGGAGUACUAUGUGCUCCCCUUCUGCCGGUCAAACUGGAUCUUGCGCCCCCCCCGGCCAAUGCACACUAAGGUGGCCGCCUGUUCCCCCUUAUGGUUGUGCCACACCUGGGCAUAUGUACCUGCUCAAUGUUUAAAGGGAGACUCUAAACACAUAAAGCAUUUCAGCCUGCUCAAGUCUGUAGAAUCAAUAUAAAUUAGCACUUUUAUAAUCAAGGGCAGAAACACCUCCCUCAAUGAGAAGGCUCCUCUGCUUAGGGUAUAUGUCCAAUGAAAACAUGCAGUUAUACAUUUACGAAUGUUAACAUUGUAGCUACUAAAUAGCAUCAACUAAAUAGUGAGUUGUUGUUUUUUUGGGGCUAUGGAGUUUUUUUAAUGACUGGCACCAAACAGGGCUGGAAGUUAUGGUUGUUGCUUCUUACUCAAAAUGUAUUCAAAGGAUGUUGUUGUAAAUAGAGAAUGCAAGAUCAGAGAGGAGAUUGGCUGCAGGAAAAGCAGAAGAUGAGAAGCUUAGGAUGAGUGAAGAACAGAGGCAUACCUGGUAUAGAUUUGGACACAAACACUCUCUCCUUUCACUUCCUCAUUAUCCAUACAAAAUAUGUGUACAUGGUAUAACAUGAUUCUGCAAUACCAAUUCUAGAAUUGCCUAAUUACAGCUGACCUUUUAUUGUACCGUGGUCAAACAACACAGAAGAGCUAAUGUAAGGCUCUUUGGAAUUUCGAUCUUUCUGCUUCUUAGUAAAUAGCUCCCUACUUCUUGUGGGAUUGCCAUAAAGAUACCAAAAAGGAGCUUUCUACUAAACAACACCCUAAUGUGGCACCCUUACAUAUGGCAAUUCCACAAGGGUACCAUUUUAGGGAGGACCUUGUUUCACCAGAUAGUAACUGGUCCUUUAUAACAAAUUACUACAAUAUCCAGGUUAUCCUAGAGAUUUGAUCCUUUUGUGAAACCAGCAGUGUACUGUUAUAGACCUUCUGCAUCUAGUUCAACAAUCCUGACCAAUUUACUUUUAUUCACUGCCUAGACAUCUUUUUAAUUAAACCACUGUCUGGACAUCUUUAUAAUUAAUUAAAUACUUCCAAGGUUGGUAAAUAAAUUAACAUUUAUUUUACUUAUUUCCUUUAUUUAAUUGGACAUUUCAAGCACCUCUGUAGUAGUUAUGGUACCCAGAGAUUCCUUUCUAUUUGUUCUCCUAGUACCUAGCUACACAUCUCGCCCAUGCCUCCACUUGCCAUACCGCAAGUGUCAACAAGCCUGCUACACAGUGAGCAUCCAGUGGCAGCUUGCAGUAAUAAAAAAAUAGCGGUAAGAUACAGGGGGAACUGGGUAAAGAUCACAGGUCACUACUCUAAUAAAUUGAAAAGAGGGGGACAUCCACAAUAGGGUCAACCAAUUUAAAAAAAAAAAAAAAAGGGAAGCCCUUGUGUCACCCCUCCAACCCCUCAUAUCCCGCCCAUGGUCAGCAUGUGGGUGCUCCAUUAAAAUAAAAAGCAGUGAGGACAUCCUACUGUCCUCCUCACUUGCCCCAUAUUAGUGCAAAUUAAUUAAGUGCUGAGAUGUUGAAUGUAGUUCUUGCAAAAUUCAUUCAGGAAAUCCAUCUUGUGGGUGUCACAGUGACCAUUAUGUAGUUAUGUAAACACUGCCUUUUGUUCAAAAAAGACAGUGUUUACACUACUGAGUUUGCAGGGACAAUCUAUUUGCCCUAGAACCAUUGAAUUAAGCUGUAGUGAUUCUGGUACCUUUAGAGUCCCUUUAAAACAUUAGCAGUGUAUCCACAAUAGAGUAGGAAGAGGCUGUUCCCAUCGUCCUUCUCAAAGGGCAUGUCCCUAAGUAUAUCAAUGUUGGAGGACAUCUUCUAAAGUAAGUAGGUUUGUUAUCAUUGCAAAUAAUGAUCUCAUCCUUUUAAAGCAUCUGGUAGGUGUUCCUGGAUAACCUACUUGUUAGCACGGGAAACAUAUCAGAGUGCGUAGGACUGAACACAGGCUCAAACGUAUCACAUUCUUGUGGUCUCCAUUCUAGAACUACUUGUGGAAUUCUUCAAAUAUACAGCUUAUUUCUAUUAUUUAAAGAAGAAUUUACAAAUUACGCUGUAUCAGGCUAAAUAUGCAUUUUUAAAACAAGCACCAACAUUAAUUGCAACGCUCGUAAUGUUUUUACAAAUCUUUCUUUUGAAACAGGUUUUCCUUCUAUGCUCUCCUAUUUUAUUUGACUUUUUGCAAAACUAAACAUUCAAGAUAAUGUAAGAUUUUCUGGUGAUUAAAUACAGAUUUGAGGCACAUUUCCUGUAUGCACUAAAGGAGGGACACCACAUUUAUUUGCAGUACUGCAAAGUCUCGAAGAUGCUACAGUAGAUAUGGUGUUGAUAAAGUAAGAUAAAUAUAUUAAAUACUAUUUUUUAAUCACACAAGGAAAGAUAGGUCUGAAAGUGAAUGCAAAAAUGUCAUGACAAGUUACAAAUACUUUCUAUACAUAAUUUUGAGCCUAUUAUCCUGCACACAUCCGCCCUACUUUCUUCUGCAAAGCACACCUUACCAAUGACUGUUUAAUUUUACGGGAGAAGUUCAGACUUGAACUGAAUAAUUAAUUUUCAGGCCUCCUGUACACUUCCUUGUGAGUCACUGUCAUUAAAGAGGGAUGAGGGUUCUUUAAAGAUAAAAGAUUUCAGACUUUCCCAGCAGGUGUCCAAAGCACUUUAAUCCUGCAUCUUCUCUUCUGUUUCUUCUUCCGAUGCAAUGGAUGCUUGUCUCUAGUUUUACAAUUUAAAUGGUAAUUCUAAUCACAAGUCAAAAAUGACAGAAUUAUAGGGAUUUCAACCAGCCCAUGAAAGUAUCUUCUAUGUGUCUUGUGUUCUCGACAUUGAGAAAUGAAUCAUGAGGACCACAAUGAAGGUAAGCUGUUACUUCCUUAAAUACAUUUUUUUUAAUGUCCAUUUUGUUUUCAGUUUUUAUACCUUAUCUUAAAGCGAAUGAAUAAGAUUAAUACAGAGAAUGAGUGGGUGGGGGGGAGGAUUAAAAAUAGGAAAAUAAUAUUUGUGAAACAGGUAAGAUAAGGAUCCAAACAUUAGACAAUAAUCGCCAACAAGCUAAAGUUCACAGUCAGGUAAAUACAGGGAUCGGUAAGUAUUUACUUAGAGGAACAGGUAUUCACCUGUCUUUUUAAUCACUGUUUUACAAAGGCAUCAGAAACAAAAUGCAGUUAAACAGUUGAUAACUGAAACAUCUCCAACUAGCAGAUUUGGGCCUUAAUUUUUUUUAAGUAUCGGUUUUACUGAUCUCGAAACAUUGUUUAGAUACAGCAUAAAACAAAAAAUAUUUCAUCUUGCAGAAGAAGUUGUUCUGUGAGUGUACAGAUAAACAAACACACACAGCAUGCACGAUAAACCUAUUCACAAUUACUCUGAAAUAAGGAAUAUUAUUAACCAACAUAAUUAUUCAAACUUAUAAGUAGUUUACAGGUUUGUUUCUAAAAAUGUAAAUGUCAUGAAUCCAAGACAACGUUUUUUUUUUAUUCUUUAGUAAGGCAUUUUUAUGCCAUCUUUAUUUAAUCUUCAACGUAGACAGAGAGUCUGUUAAUUUUUCCUUUAUUGACUUGUUGUAAUAACACAAUGUAUUCAUGAUGUCAUGUUUUAUAAGGUUCCAUUUUAGAUGUUUAGUUUUGUAUAAUGUGUUGUGUUUUUGUUUUUUUUGUGUAUGAAUCAAAAUAGCUUCCGUGAAAGUUGUAACAUGCCGCAGACCAGUGUUUUAUUCAAACAUCUCCUGCUGGCUUCGUGUUGGAACACGAUAAGUUAAACGUGCUGAAAACACUAAUGCCACAAUACUUACAAACAACUGGGAGACUUGCAUGUGCUUAGCUUCAAUUCCUUUCUAUGCGUUGCAAUGCUAGUAUCCACAUGCACAUACAAAUUAUACUAGAACACAUCAGACACAACGGAACAUUGGCUUCUCAAGCUAGAUGCAUGCACCGAGCAAAGGUAAGCUUUAUUUUAACAACAAUAUUUAGUAUUUUGGAUACAAAGAUUAAUAGAUUCGCACAGCAUGGGGUCUAUUCACUUAACAGUUUGUUGCAGUGAGACAGGAACAGGACUGUAAAAUAAAGACUAAUAGGAUGUUAAUAGGAUAGACUAAGUUUUCAAUUUAAAUGGUGUAUGUUGUGAGCUCAUUGCAAAUCACUGUUUAGUCAAUAGACCACUGUGCUUUAUAAAAGUCUCUGGUAAUUGCUGUAUGACGCAUAUAUAUAUAUAUUUAUUUAUUUGAAACAUAGAAUGUGAUGUCAGAUAAGAACCAUGCGGCUCAUCUAGUCUGCCCAAUUUUCUAAAUACUUUCAUUAGUCCCUGGCCUUAUCUUUUAGUUAGGAUAGCCUUAUGCCUAUCCAACGCUUAAACUCCCUCACUGUGUUAACCUCUACCACUUGAUCUGGAAGGCUAUAUAUAUACAUUUACACACACACACAUAUAUAUAUAUAUAUCCGUUUAAUAACUCUGUGGUGAAAAUGUGAGUGGCUAUAGCACAAGGGUGCCCAAAACGUAGAUUACCAGAUAUUUGCAGAACUACAACUCCCCUAAUGCUUUCAUGUCUUUAGAAUGCUUUAGAAUAGCAAUGCAUCAUGAAAUCUGUAGUUUUCAAACAUCUGACACGAUAGCACAUUGCUCAGUAGUUUUUGAUGUGUUGGUUACUAAAAAAAAACCUAUUGGGGUUAUUUAAUAAACAAGGAAUUGAUAAGAAUUGACAAUAGAAAUUAAUUAAAUCUGACAAAAUAAAUAUGUUAAUGUAUUUAUUUUUUAAAUUCUCCAUAGUUUACAGAACAACUCAAAUAACAUUACACAGUUGCUUUAAGCAGCUCAGUCACUUUCUGGGGACUUAGGAAAUUUUGCAUAGACCCCCAAUGGUGACAUCACUGGUUUGUGUGUGGUGGCUCUGGCAUGCGGUUGAACCUCUCAGAAGAAGUGCCAGGAGCCCUGGUCAGUGCUGUACUCUUGCACAUGCGCAAGACUACACCACUAAUGUCUAUGGAGGAUGUGCAAGACAGCAGGAGCCCCCAUGGAUAACACCUUUUUCCACAUAGCCGUCACUAGUGGCGUUUGGUAAAAUUGACAAAACCUGACCGCUGUAGAUCCACAUUUUGUGAAGUUUUGUCAACCAGAGGAAAAAUACAUAAGACAGCAUAGUCUAUCUUUAGUCAUAUGAUGAUGUCAGUGAAAUUCCAACACAGUCAAUAUGAGAAUGUCAUAAAGAAGAUUUUCUCUUUAUGAAAUACUCGUUUUAUUGGAGAGGAGAAGGAGGGAGGGGGUAACAGUGGACAAGAUUCUAGAAUGGGCAGAACGCUUGUAGGAAUUGCUUUCUUUAGGGGCAUCAUCAUUACCAUCAGCGUAGCUUCCGUAUAUACUGGACAGCUAAAAGCUAUGGCCAUGGACCAAGCCUGUAGUGGAAACAUAGCUUGCUCACUUGGCUCAUAACAGGUGAUUUAUUCAAUAGCAAGUAAGCCUAGUUAACUUUACUGAAAUCGCUGGCAAAGUCAAUUUUUUUUUCAUAAAACCUAUCCAUUACAUGACUACAAUUGCAUUUUUACACUAACUGCCAUAGUAUUUUAAAGGACAACUGUAAACUUUUGUGUAAUCUGCUGCCUACGCACAUCACAGUCAUUUAUGUGAUCAUCGGUUGGUAGCAGAGCUUGUGAGACCAAAGAUCACUCAGUUUUGAGGUCCUUGGAGCAUGAUUCUUUGCACAGCAAAACCUUGGUCUGGUAAGGACUGCUCCAAGGCAAGGAUCACUUAUAUGGCAGCUCUAUGGGAGGAAACAGUAGGGGAGUUGACAGUUAUCUUUUAAAUUUAAAGGACCACUCUAGGCACCCAGACCACUUCAGCUUAAUGAAGUGGUCUGGGUGCCAGGUCCAGCUAGGGUUAACCCAUUUUUUCAUAAACAUAGCAGUUUCAGAGAAACUGCUAUGUUUAUGAAUGGGUUAAGCCUUCCCCUAUUUCCUCUAGUGGCUGUCUCAUUGACAGCCACUAGAGGCGCUUGCGUGCUUCUCACUGUAAUUUUCACAGUGAGAGCACGCAAGCGUCCAUAGGAAAGCAUUGUAAAUGCUUUCCUAUGCGACGGGCUGAAUGCGCGCGCAGCUCUUGCCGCGCGUGUGCAUUCAGCCCAGGAGGAGGAGAGAAGGAGGAUCAGAGGAGGAGAGCUCCCCGCCCAGCGCUGGAAAAAGGUAAGUUUUUAACCCUUUCCCCCUUCCAGAGCCAGGCGGGAGGGGGUCCCUGAGGGUGGGGGCACCCUCAGGGCACUAUAGUGCCAGGAAAACGAGUAUGUUUUCCUGGCACUAUAGUGGUCCUUUAAAGGAACACUCUAAGCAACAUAACCAUAAAAAACAUCGCUGUGCUUAUGGGGCAAUUUUCCAAGCAUCUGCAGAGGGUCUGGUUUCUGGGUUUCUGUUUAAAAACAAGUGACCAUAAAUAGCAAAGAAUCAUAGCACCACCACCUGUACACCUGUACAACAAGCUAUGAUGCACAUGUUCCUUUACAAAAUAGAGGGUAUUUAAUUAUUUUUCUGGCUUCUAUUAUAUUUCUGAUAAAAUGAAAAAUAUUUCAGGGGCACUUGCCUAAGCAGUGCACAUUAAAGGGAAACAAUAUUGCCAGGAAAACAAACUUGUUUUCCUGGCACUGUAGCUUCCUAUAGUGCCUUCCCUACCCUGGGGGACCUAAUGUGCAUGCAAGGCGAUGGCAGGGUUGGCAUUAGUAAUUCACCCAUAGAAGUACUGAUGCAAGCACGGCCAUCGCUUGUCUGGUUCCAAUUACAUAUUUGUUAGUCCACCCAUUGUAAAGCGCUAAGGAAUUUGUUGGCGCUAUAUAAAUAUAAUAAUGAUAAUAGCAUGAGGCGUGCAGGGUAAGGUACUAGGGACACUGCAGCCAGACCACUUCAAUAAGCUGAAGUGGUCUGGGUGCCUAUAGUGUCCCUUUAUGCUUAUACUAGUGAUCCACAUGUUUUGACAGACUCACUGCUGUCUGGAAACAGCUCACACUGUAGGGAAGAGAAUCAAAAUAAGAUUGAUAUAACCAACUGUACAAAUUGUCAUGUUUUAACAUAUGCUACAACAUGUCAAAAUGUAUUAGUUCCCUUUUCCUUAGACUUAAUCACAGUUCUGUUUUGACUUAAAAAAAAAAAAAACGAAAACAAUCCAUCUAAAUUUUAUAUGGCUGUGGAAGGGUUGUGCAAAAUCCCCAGAAGACACAGUUCCUCUUUAAUUCUCCCAUGCCAUACAGAAAACGAUUGCACACACAGCACUUCAGAGCUGUUAUUUAGUCAAAGGGUUUGACGGGGCUACUCCCGUGACACCAGAAUUAGAGUUCGUCAAAACUGGCACCCAAAUUGAAAAGUAAAUAUGCUUAGUAUCUUAUUAGGAUCAAGUCCCUUCGAGCCUGCUUAAACACUCUUAGUAUCUUAUUAUGAGAGUUAUUUUAAGUCUAUAUAUACACAUUCUCAGUGUCUAAUUAUGUCCGAGUCCCUUCAAUUUUACAAUAACAGUUUAGGCAGAAAUGUUUAUUUAUAAGAAACCCAUUGCGGAUCUUUUUAAAGACUUAAAAGAACACUCCUGGAUGACUUCAGCCCCAUAACAACUUUAUCUCAGUGAAGAGGUUAUGGGAGCUGGAGUCACUGGUAUCCAUUCUACUUACAUGGGUUAAACUAUUUUUGAACGAUUGAUUCCCAAAGUAGGUCCCCAGGUGCCAACAGCAAUUCUUCCUGUCUCUUCAUUUGGCAACCAUACAGUCCAGGAAAGUUUGUCUUGGUGACAUCCCCAGCCACCUAAGCAAAUAUCCCUAUUAUGUACAGUGGUCAGAGGUGUCUGGCAGGCAACAAGGGGCCAACUUCAAAGCUAAACCAUUCAAAGCGGAUCUACUUUGGAAGAAAAGAUGGUACCCAGGUUCUCCUGCCAUCAAAAUAACUUAAUUGAAAGGAGGUUGUUAUGGAGUGGGUGUGUUCCUUUAAGAUAUGGUGUAAAAUGAAACCAGAAAUCACAUCUACAGACUAUAGAACGUUUGUUUGUGUACAAUAGCUCAGAAGGCCCUUUAAAUAGGUUUAAAUAACUGGAAUAUAUAACCAUGUAGACAAUUUAAAAAGUAUAUAUUAAAAACAUCAAAUAUAGGCACAUUGCAAGCACUGCAUUUAUCACAUAUGUAUUGUAAAACAAAUUACCCCUAUUGAGAAUACACAUUACAACUGUUAGUGUUAUAAGAUAAUUAGAACAUAACUAAUAGACCUAUAACCUCAGUAAGGGAUCAUGAGGCGUCUCAGUCAAAAUAUAUCUGUAUUAGUAAACAUUCUGUGAUUGCUUGUUGAUGCACUGUUAUGUGCCUGGAAUGGCAUGUAAGUGAAAAUAAAAUUCAAUACAAUUUUUUUUUAUUUUAAAUUAGCAUAAUGAAAAGAUAACUAAAAAUUAACUACUCAUUGAGCUAAUCUUUUUUUUUUUUUAAACCAAUAAUCAAUAGUGGAGCGCUUGUUCAGUAGAAUGAGAAUAUAGUGUAAAAACCUCACAGAAAAUAUCUUUAAAAACUGUGGGUAUUUUCUGUGUUUUUUUACUAUAUUCCCUUUUAACCGAAUAAUCGCUCCACUGUUGAUUUUUGCUUUGACCUUAAUUGGUGUGUUGGGGAGGAUAGCGCACUACAGUGCUACAGCUACCUUAGUUUUUUUAAAACACUGUUUUACACUUAUAUUCAUUAAGAUUAAUGUUUGUAUACUAUAACUGUAGUACCCUUCAUGUUUUUUUAUUAGAACACUUUUUUUUCCUUUGGUUGUACAAAACUCUCAGAAGAGCCUCUUUAAAGCUUAUUGUAAAAGUGAAAUCAGCAAAGUCUUGGCUAGGUAACUAUAACUAUUUACUUUAAAUGAUGAAAUAAAACUCUCAUCAAUGUCAGCCAGUCACUCCGAAGCUGAGAGGCGAUUGUGGCACAUCGACAACUGUAAAUCUGCCAUUAAAAAAUCCCAACAUUCUAUAUAAAAUCCAGUAGCUUUGUACAUUUAGUCCUUAGAAGAAAUGGAUAAACAGUUACAUACAUUCUCCCAUUUUUCUAGAGCUGACAAGAAGAGUAUCCUUGAGGAACUUACUAAAGAGUGUUUCUCUACACCAAAGCAAUGGAGUCAGAGGCUGACAAGAAUUCUCCAGGUAACUAAUUAUAUCGGAACCUUAAAUAAAGGUUUCCUUACAAGAACCCACCUCUAAAAUAUUAGCAGGACCCUCUUUGGAGACCAAAUUCCUUUGUCCCACUUUUUUGUCUUGGUUUCCCUCUCUGCUAGGAAUGCAUUUUGGUGUGUAUGCAUUUAUAAUAGAGUUUCACAGUAAUAAAACUUGUAGCAACAUGUGUCUGUAAUAAAUUACUACAAGAACUGCAUUUGAACUGCUUGAAAAAAGACCUAACCUAUGGGCACACCAAGGAAGUAUUUUGGCUUAGAGCAAAUGAGUUGGACACGGGGAGUAGCAUGGGGUGAUGCUAGGAUUCAGGAUUUUGUUGUUUUUUUAAAAUAAUUUUCAUUUUAAUCUGUCUUAUUGGAUGUGCCACUGCUCGCUGAACAUACAUGCCAAUUCUUACAACACCCUCAGCUGUUAAAUUAAAUUCUAGUCAGCAAGCUGUUAGUUUCAUUCCUGGAAACCAUCAUGGCACGGAUGCUAGCAGUAACCCGUGCCACUGGGUUCUUAUUCCAGUCUACAAUAGACGCUGCAGAUACUGGGUUGCAAUAACAUGUUACCUGUUGAUAUGUAGCCCACUAAGGGGAAAACAGGAAGGAGUUUGUGCUAAAGCAUGAACAGUUUCCUUUUCCAUCACUAGACACUUCAAUCAGGGCCAAUCCUAGGGUCACAAAUGCCUGGAAGCAGAAUUAUUAUUUUUUGGCAUCCCCAGGUGGGUGUGGUCUUACUAGUAACCCCUCCCAUUUGUGAAAGUCCAGGCAUGCAUGUUUCUCUGGCGACAACUCCCCCUCUCCCUCCAUAAGCCCCACCCUUUUUUGCAAUCAGACACACUCGCUGAGAGACACACACGUGCUGUAAUUGAGUGUGUGUUUUUGUCUGUCACUGAGAGUGCUUGUCAGUGAGAGUAUGUGACUGUCAGUGAGUGUUUCUGUCAGUGAGUGUGUCUCAAAUCAGUGAGAGUGGGUGUCGGUGUGUCUGUCAGACAAACUCUCAGUGAUUUGAAACACACUCACUGACAGUCAUAAAUUCUCACUGACAGUCACACACUCUCACUUACAGGCAGACACAUUGACACACCAUCUCAGUGAUUUGAAACACAUUCACUGACAGUCAUAAAUUCUCACUGACAGUUACACACUCUCACUCACAGACAGACACAUUGACACACCAUCUCAGUGAUUUGAAACACACUUGCUGACAGACACACACUAUCAAUGUCAGACGCACACACUUACUGAUAUGAUACACUCACUGACAGACAGACACACAAACAUUUAUGCACAAUUUUUUUAUUUUAUUUUUUUUUAGCCUUCCUGCCUUUGGAAGAUCUGGUGUGGGUCCUCUCCCUGGGGUCCAAUGGGGAAUGGAUCUGCUCCCUGGAGUCCAAUGGGGAAAGGAUCUGCUCCCUGGGGUCCAGUGGGGAAUGGAUCUGCUCCCUGGGGUCCAGUGGGGAAUGGAUCUGCUCCUUGGGGUCCAGUGGGGAAUGGAUCUGCUCCCUGGGGUCCAGUGGGGAAAGGAUCUUCUCCCUGGGGUCCAAUGGGGAAAGGAUCUUCUCUCUGGGGUCCAGUGGGGAAUGGAUGUGCUCCUUGGGGUCCAGUGUGGAAUGGAUCUGCUCCCUGGGGUCCAAUGGGCAAAAUAUCUUCUCCUUGGGGUCCAAUGGGGAAAGGAACUUCACCCUGGGGCCCAGUGGGGAAUGGAUGUGCUCCCUGGGGUCCAGUGGGGAAUGGAUCUGCUCCCUGGGGUCCAAUGGGGAAAGGAUCUUCUCCCUGGGGUCCAAUGGGGAAUGGAUCUGCUCCCUGGGGUCCAGUAGGGAAUGGAUGUGCUCCCUGGGGUCCAGACCAGUGGGGAAUGGAUGUGCUCCCUGGGGACCAGUGGGGAAUGGAUGUGCUCCCUGGGGUCCAGUGGGGAAUGGAUCUGCUCCCUGGGGUCCAGUGGGGAAUGGAUGUGCUUCCCUGGGGUCCAGUGACUCCUGUGUUUUUCAGGCUCCUCACUGCUCCCUCAUGGGGCUGGAGUGAUGUCAUUCCUGCUCCCUGCAUCACCAGAGAGGGAGCAGUGAGGAGCUGGAAGCGCAUCAGAGCUCCCUCACUGCCGCUGCCUGCCUCCAUUUUAUUAUUCUUUUAUUUGUGUGUAGAUUGAUGUACAAAUGAAAAGGGAAAUUUGAUGCACUGCACCAGCCUACCUCCUCUGCCCUUCCUUCCAAAUCUGCAGCAUUAGAAACGAUCUUUAAAGUAGUCACAUUUAUCACAUAAAUGUUAUAUCCUUUGGCUUGCAUGGCUCACUAUCACUAAAUCACUGAAUGGGUUAAAACCUGGAUCAUUUAUUAAAGAUUUCUGAUAGGUUGUUUGUAACGUUGUAAAAGACUGUGCAAAUUACCACCUACGUGCUGUGUAUUCAUCUUAAACUAACACACCCAGAUGGGUUGCAACAUGACUGGUGCAAUUUCCUCUCACUGUAGAGAUUAUGCUAAAAUCCCAGUGAUUUACUGUCAGAAGGACUUGAAAUAUAUACCUGGCCAAGACGUGCACACUGAAUGCAUUGGACUAUAUAUUUAUUAGGGGAAAAAAAAAUCGCACACUGGUAUUGCACGGGAAUAAAGAAUAGGUAUAUGCUGGAUGGUAUACAUGUUCAAUGCCCUUUAAAAUGAAUCAGUUCAACAUACUGAGGUUGUUCUAGGAUUAGGUAUGAAACCUGUAUUUCAUCAAAAAAAUAUCCAAGUUUAUAAAUAUCAGUGUUUAAAUAUACUGAAAUAUUUAGCGAAUACUUUAAACGGGGUGAUCGUGCGUUGCUUUCACUGUGGUUCUUCAAAUGUCAAGUUGAUUACAUUGUGUUCUGCAACAGUGUAAACUUGGGUUAUUUAAUUAUAUAUUAAAAUAUUCAACUAAUAAAAGUAUUUUAUACAUAGCGAACGCCAGUAUUAGGUAAGUCUGAAAUUUUGCCACUAAAUGUAUGGCAUAAUCUAUUAAAGAUAAACUAUAUUAAACAAUGUAUCCAUGUAUAAAUUCAUGAAUCAAUAUUAUAUGCACUUAAGGGGGUGUCCAAAUCGAAGGCGAAGGUGAUUUUCAACACCCUGGCGUAAUCAAUAUAUCAAAACAAUAAACAUCAGAGUGUACAAAUUAUGCUAGAAAAUAUACAUUACAUUUAAUUUUCAAUGAAAGUGUUUAGCUCUUAUAUACUAUAUGUAAGGUGAUGCAUAAUAGAUUGCAUGUGUGUUCCCAUGAAUAAACCAGGAAGGAAAUUUGAUCUAAGCCUAACCUACGACAUUAACAUUUUCUGCUGAUUUUAUUAGCUCAAUGUAUGAAAUGUAUUGCUUAGCUAAAGGGGAUCUUGACAUCUAAACAAUUAUAGAUGACAGGUCCACUUUAAAUAAAAUUAAAAUGUGCUGUAGCAAAGUAAUUUGAUGUUUUGAGUGACAUGCUAUUUAUUCCCCCUCUGGGAUUUCCUCUCACUUGGUGAAAUACCAGGUUAAAACGUCAUUAUUUCAUAACCUGCCAAACAGUUGUGUAAUCCAGCUGUGAUUAGGUAUUUUCUCUCUCCUGUGUCGGUUUAGUUUAUUUGAGCAACACGCAAAACAUUACCUCCCAGGCAGACACAACCAUCUCUGUGUUUAAACUGCAAAGCAUUAAAGAGUUAGAAAGCUCUAAAUGGGCAGAUACUGUAACCGAUAUAGAAAAUUAACAUUGUUUUACUUAUAAUUAUUUCCAAAGCAUUACACUAUAUAAUAAUAAUAAUUGGAUGUAAAUGGGUUAAUGCCAUACCUUAACAUAAUUUGUGAAAGUUAAUAACAUUGUAUGGUGUUUAUUUAAAAUAGUAUGAUUAAUAUUUUAGUGUCAUUUGAGUGUAGCUGUAGUGGCAGCUGUAGAGUUCAUUAAGUGUGCAUAGUGAAAUAUCUGCAAUAGGUUAGGGUAAGUGGGGACUCAAGGUGCAGCAUUUUCUGUGUCCACAGGAAUUAUUUGGAGCAAAACAUUAUACCUUUUUAUGUAAUGAUUUUGGUUUACAGCAAAAGGUAAUUUUUUUUUUUUAAUGGGUCUAUAGCACCACUGCAUGCAACUAAUAUCUGUCGUCACUCUUGAGCAUGCCUGAACUGGCCUUCAGGCAAACUGGGCUAAUAGCCAGAAGGGUAUGAGGGCCAUGGAUGAAUCAAUGACUCUGCAGGGGCAUGAUCUAUACAUCAAAUCUACUUCAUUAAGCUAAAGUUGUUUUGGUGCCUAGAAUAUCUCUGUAAUUUAAAGCGGCACUGUCAUGCCGAACUUACCUUUCCCCAAUCACUUCUUCUUCUCUCCCUCACUCAGUAUCUGUUCUUAAUUUCUUCCUAUCUGCUCUAGUUUUCUUUAAAACAUAAGACAAAGUAGGAACUAUUUUGUCUUAUGUAUUUUACCUACGCUUGCCCAGUUGACCCAGGGGAGGAGCAAAGUCUCGUCCGUUUCCUGUGGUCAAAGCAAUUUUCUCACAAUUCUCACCUUCCUCCGGCUGCUUUAUUUGGCGUUCGAACGCUGGCGAAACUACUGAUUUCGUCCUAACAGAGUGAGAACAGUUCGUCCAUUCGUGUUAGGAUGAAAUUUGGCAGUUUUUGUUGGUUCGGCAUUUAAUUUGAAUGAAUGAAACUCUGAUCCUAUUAGUGCCGCAAGUAGAUAGCUCCCUAAUUCCCACAGCAUUAGGGAGCUAUCUUCUAAAAGGCUGAAAGACCUAAAUUGGUAAUUAAGGGAUAUUACUACUCCUGCCCCCAACCCCCACACAAAGUCCCCCCCUAUUGUAAUUCUGGGCCCCCACCCAUUGCUCACGACAGUGCUGCUUUAACAGUCUAUCUAUCUGCUUUACACAAAUGAUUUUAUUCUCGCAUGGAGUUAUUUUUAAAAAAGAACUUCAAUCAAGCCAUGUGUCAUGCAAGUAAAAGUACUUUAGAAAUAGGUUCAAUAACGUAAAAUGUGAUUUUUAUAUUAUUUAUAGUAAUACGUAAAACUACACGCUCACUGUAAUUAUUAUUUGUUUUUGUUUUUUUAACCCUUAUCCAUUACUAAACCCCAAUACUUUUUCUUUCAUAGGACAAUCCUACAAUAAUGAAACUCCUCCCGGAGGAAACUCAACAGCUUUUCCUGAACUUCUGCGAAUCAUGUUUCCUGUGCUGUACCUGGUGAUUUUCCUUGGCAGUGUCAUGCUAAACGGACUAGCAGUAUGGAUUUUUUUCCACAUCAGGAAUAAAACCAGUUUUAUUUUCUAUCUCAAGAACAUUAUGGUUGCUGACCUUUUAAUGACCGUGUCUUUUCCAUUUAAAAUUAUAUACACGUCUGAAGUGGCAUCAUGGAAUUUCGAUGUCUACUUCUGUAAAUAUAGUAGCAUAUUGUUUUACACAAGCAUGUACAUCAGCAUUGUGUUUCUUGGAUUGAUAAGUAUUGACAGGUACCUUAAAGUUGUAAAACCGUUUGGGAACUCUAAAAUAUACAGCAUCAAAUUCACAAAGAUUGUGUCGGCAUGUGUUUGGCUCUCCAUGACUUUGUUUGCCUUACCAAAUGUCAUCCUUACAGACAGCCAACCAACUGGAGACAAUGUAAAUGACUGCACAAAAUUUAAAAGCCCUAUAGGAGUGAAGUGGCAUGAAGCUAUUAUUUAUAUUGAUAUGUUUAUAUUCUUCACUGUGAUGGUUGUGUUAAUCGUUUGCUACAUUUCAAUAUCCCGACAUAUCCAAAAAUCCAGCAAACCAUUCAUCAGUUGCUCAGGUCGAACGCGGAGACAUAACCAAAGCAUACGUGUCGUCGUAGCUGUAUUUUUUGUCUGCUUUUUGCCCUACCAUCUAUGUGGAAUACCUUUUGCAUACAGUAAAUUGGAUGAGAUUCUAGACAAACAAGUCUACAAGAUUUUACUCUACUGCAGAGAAGCAACACUCUUCCUGUCUGCAUGCAAUGUCUGCCUUGACCCCAUCAUUUAUUUCUUCAUGUGCCGAUCAUUUUCUCAGAGGUUGUUUAACAGAUCGAACAUUAGAUCAAGGAGCGAGAGCAUUCGUUCUCUUCAAAGUGUACGAAAAUCCGAGGUGCGCAUAUACUGUGAAUAUACGGAGGUUUAA
Messenger RNA from Pelobates cultripes (western spadefoot toad), 72188 nucleotides. Lineage: Eukaryota; Metazoa; Chordata; Amphibia; Anura; Pelobatidae. The record is from the annotation of a GenBank genome assembly.